Molecule: messenger RNA, 62468 nt
Organism: Drosophila mauritiana
Lineage: Eukaryota; Metazoa; Arthropoda; Insecta; Diptera; Drosophilidae
Gene: Msp300
Product: nesprin-1
Exons: 32
Coding region: 466-61281 (20271 amino acids)
Biological process (GO): nuclear migration; negative regulation of cell population proliferation
Cellular component (GO): cytoplasm; nuclear outer membrane; meiotic nuclear membrane microtubule tethering complex
Molecular function (GO): actin filament binding
Source: RefSeq, a predicted model, not a curated record
AUCUUCUUGUGGUGGGGCAGCGAGAAGAAUUGCGAGCGAAAUACUAAUUUCCUUACCUAACUGCGUGAGAUAAUCUCCGGUUGGCAUUGUGUGUCGCGCAAUAAAAUCCCCAAAAGCCCAAAGCUUCAAGUGUUAAAUAUAAUAAAAUAGCGAAGAAGCGUGUGUAUUUGCAUUUGGGAAAAUUAAAGUUGAAUUACGUGGGCCGAAAAAUUAAAGACUGAAGGCCAUUCAAGGGUUGUUCAAAGAGAAAAUUCGGUGAAAAGUCACCGUGUGUGUGUGAGUGUGUGUGUGCGUUGCGUGAGAAAAAUCAAUUCUGCAUUUGGUGGAAAGCCGAAAAAGGAGAGAAAAUUGGUGGAGCGAGGAGAAAAGGACACGAAUUAAAGGCUGGUUUUUUGGGGCUGCGAAAAACUCGUGACCGAUGACAAUUUGGCUUGACGAGGGUCUAUUAGCGAAAUCAAUGCCAUUAUGGCUGAUAGUGGAGGAGCAGGAUCCAAGCACAUGGAUCCAACAACCAUAGAUGCCGGCGGGGGCGGAGCAGGAGCAGUCGGAGGCGAUGACGUGCCUCCAGUCCCAGCUGUUCGCCGGCGUCGUGCGCAUGAGCAGAAAUCCUCGAGAGAGCAGGUGCUGGAGGAGGAGGCGGAGAGCCAACAGCUGGAGACAUCGACGGUGACGAGGACCUACAUGAAGACCAUCACCACCUCCCUCACCACCUCGAGUAGCUCCAACGUGGAAGAGUUUAUCCUGGGGGAGCACGCAGCAGGAGCAGCAGCUGCUCCAUCGCCCAACCAGCAGCGAUUGCGUCAAAAGGUGGCCCAGUAUGAGAAGGUCUGGUCGGAUGGCUCCAGUCCCGUGAAGCGUCCAGCCGAGCAGAGCUCUGAUGAGCUGCGUCUGACCGACGACCAGGAUGAGUAUGAUGCCGAGAAUCCAUUCGAGAUCGAUGUCCAUGAGAUUGAGCGCCGCCUGCGCCAGGAGAGGCAACGUGGCUUGGCCGAGGCGGAGGCAGCCAAGCUGGCCUUUCAGCAGGUCCAGCUGCGGCACACAACUCCGCCGCGUCGCGUGGAGGUGACCAGUGACCAGGUGGCGAGUCCCUUCAACGUGACCCUGCGGACCACCAGUCGCAUGAGUCCCGGUGCCGAGCACGGCAAUGUCGAGGAGCACCUGGCGCCGUUCAAUGUGACCCUAAGAACCACUCGAAGGACCAAGAAGAAGGAGUUCAAGGAACUGGAAAACUUUUUGGAGGGCGAACGAACCGUAAGGGAGGUGCCAUCUGCGGACGGUGUGAGGACCAUCAUCACCUCCUCGAUGACCAGCGAUGGCGGCUAUGCCGAGGAGAAGAUCUAUCGCCACGGCGAGGGCUAUGUAUCGCCCAGAGAUUCGCCGUCCUGGUCGCGUUCCAGUUACUCCAGCGAGCGAUCCAGUGUUACGCCACCGCGGAGCGUGGAUCUCACCGCCGGCGGACGAAGGAUUCUGAUCAAACUGGAGCAGGAAAGCGAACUAACCGAGGAGAACCAGACGAGGGACGAGACCGACCUGUCGUUCGGUCGGCAGGAAGUGGCCAUGGCAACCGGCAACAUUGACAUUACCGUCGGCGGUAGCAACCCCCGCCGGCGUUUGUACCAGCAAACAACUGUCCAGGUGGGUGGCGGCAACCGCACCAGCCCUCAGGACUCAACACCCCAAAGACCAAGGGACUUAGACCUGGCCGGCGCCACGAAGACAAUGCUAACAUCCACGCCAAUUGGCACGAAGGAGCAACCGCAAACGGGUCCGAAAACUCUAGUUAGUCCAGCUGCAACGUGCCAAUUGCGCGGUUCUUCGACGGAAGAGCCCCGGAAAAUUGUAAGCCACAAAACGAUAACCAGCACAACGACCAAGUCCACCUCAUCCUCGACCUCGACCUCCGCCACCUCCUCAUCGUCCACGUCGCGUAAACUAAUCGAAACGUCGCCGGUGGUCGUCGGAAAUAUCGCGCAAAUACGCACCGGGAAAUCCAACGCCAGUGACAACGAUAUCGACAUCGAUAACGAUUCGGACACGGAGGGCAGACCCGCCAGCAGUAUAGUGAUUGUGUCCACGCCCACGCGUCCCACCACACCGGCAUCCAUAUCCGCAUCCGCAGUAACCCCAACCGCAUCCAUAUCCGCAACAGCUGCCCACGCCCUCAGUGGCAUCGGCACUUUCAGCAAGAGUCUGCGCCAGGAUUAUCAGACUCUGGCAACGCAAAGUGGCCGCAGCAACGAAUCACCCAGCGACCAGGAAUACCAGGAGUUCCAGUCCACCAUGGCGUCCAUCAAUUACGCCCGCAGCAAUUCCCAGUACGAUAGCCAUAUCAAGGAGAAACGAGAGGAGCAAGAACGUGUGCAGAAGAAGACAUUCACUAAUUGGAUUAAUUCAUACCUAUUGAAGCGUGUUCCACCGCUUCGCAUCGAUGACUUAAUCAAUGACUUACGCGAUGGUACGAAACUAAUCGCAUUGCUGGAAGUUCUGUCCGGCGAACGUUUGCCCGUGGAGAAGGGUCGCGUUCUACGGCGUCCACAUUUCCUCAGCAAUGCCAACACGGCCCUGCAAUUUCUGGCCAGCAAACGGAUCAAGUUGGUCAAUAUCAAUCCCGCAGAUCUGGUGGAUGGGAGACCACCAGUUGUGUUGGGCUUGAUAUGGACGAUCAUCUUGUACUUCCAGAUCGAGGAGAACAGCCGCAACCUAGAGUAUUUGGGUCAUGGUAUUGGCGGUUCGGUUAGUUCCCUCGACAGUGUUGGCAACCAGAAGCACGGCGAUCUAAAGGCUGAGAAGUGGAAGCAGGGUGCCAGGAAGACCCUGCUCAACUGGGUGACUAAUGCCUUGCCAAAGGACAGUGGUGUGGAGGUGAAGGAUUUCGGCGCCAGCUGGAGAGAUGGCGUCGCUUUCCUGGCCCUCAUCGAUGCCAUCAAGGCGAACCUGGUCAACUUGGCUGAGCUCAAGAAGACCAGCAACCGUCAGCGUUUGGAGACCGCUUUCGAUGUGGCCGAAAGCAAAUUGGGCAUUGCCAAGCUCCUGGACGCUGAGGAUGUGGACGUACCCAAGCCGGACGAGAAGAGUAUCAUGACAUAUGUGGCGCAAUUUUUGCACAAGUAUCCCGAACCAAAGGGUGCUUCCCGCGACCAGUCGCAUGUGCAGCAGGAGGCGGACGAACUGCGUCGCUUCCUGGUGGAAAAGACCACUGAGUACGAGCCCAUGGUCAUGAUGAGCUCGUUCCCACGCGAUUUUGGUGAAUAUUUACUGGCACGUUCUGAGGUCGAUGCACAUUUGGCGGCCUACAAUCGCUUGAAACAGCUCAUUGAGAGCCAGAGCGGAUUCCUGCAGGUCUCCCGCCAAUCCUGGGAGGAGAUCAACGAGCUGUGGCAGCGCCUCCAGUACCAGAUGAUGUACUGGCUCUGGCUGCUGGAUUCGGAGCUGCCCGGCGACUUCGGCACCGUUGGCAAAUGGUUAGCCGAAGCUGAGAAGCUAUUAAUGGACAACGAUAUACCCAAUGCUAUGAAUGAGGAAACGGCCGCAGUGAUCAGCAGGAAGCUGGAGGAGCACAAGCUCUUCUUUGCCGACCUGCCGCGCAUUUUGGCCAUGUUUGACAAUGCCAAGCGGUCACCAGUGGCCCAGCAGAUUCCCCUGGAGCAGUUGCGCAACAUGGAGCGUAGACUUCAAGAGGUCGGACCGAAGGCAGCGGAGCGAAGGAUUCGUUUGAAGUUCCUGGAGCACAAGUGCUGUUUGAUUGCCUUCCUCAAUCUGGUGGAGAACAAGAUGCGCGGAUGGACUGGAAAGUAUGGUCACGAGGAGAAGGUGGCCCAACAACUGGAGCAGUACAAGAACUUUGUGUCGCGCAACAAGAUCUUCCAGGAGUUCCAGAAGGCCUUUGUCGAUAUGCAACAGGUGGUGGAGGAGUACAAGCGCGAUGGCAAUGUGCCGCGCAAGGAGAUCAACGACAUCGAUCGAUUCAUGUAUGAAACCGAGGAGCGCUGGAAGCGCGUCUCCAUGGAACUGAAGUGCUGUCAGAACUCCCUGGAGGAAGUGGUCAACUGCUGGCGCAGCUGGAACCAAUUGGCCCCCACCUGCGAGGAGUGGCUGCAGCUGGCUGAGCAAAAGGUCAACCAAAGCGAGGAUGAGCGUUUGGACUUCUUUCAGGAUAUACCCGUUUGGAAGGACAAGUUUGAUGCCCUCGCUAGCUCGGCUAACUAUCUGAUUGCCUCCUGCGAGGAGCCCAUUGCCCAGCAACUGCGUCAGCGCCAUGGAGCUCUCUCUGAGCGAUUCGAGCGGCUGUUCGCCAACACCAAGCAGUACAUGCAUGCUGGUGACAUUAUCCGAUCCCGACAGGAGUACAAGUCGGGCAUAGAGCAGCUGUCCAGAUGGCUGCGAGGAGCCGAAAGCGUUCUGGACCAUCGACAAGUUCUGGGCAACAGUGAACAAGUCAAGCAGUACGGCCAGCAGUUGCAGCAAUUGGCCAGCGAAAUCGAUGACAACGAGGAGCUGUUCAAAACCAUCAGCAGGAACUUCCAAUCUCUGAUCCAAGACCUUUCCCGCGAUGAGGUGGACAAGAUGAUGAAGCUACUCAAGCAAGAGAAGGAAUCUCUGGUGCGCAUACGUGCCCAGUUGCCUGCCAAGCUCCAUCUGUUCCACCAGCUUCAAAUCCAACAGGAAUCCCUGGAGGCUGGACAAAAGGAGAUCCACCAGUGGCUGAGUGAGGCUGAGCAGCUUCUGGGAACCCAUAAUCUUUCCGGAGGCCGUGAUGCCAUCAAUGAGCAACUGCACAAACACAAGACCUACUUCUCGCGCACUGUCUACUACCGAUCCAUGCUGGAGAGCAAGAACAAGGUGUUCCAGAAUCUCUUGAAGGCUGUAUCCUCCGAUGAUAAGAUCGAUACUGCUCCUGCUUCCCAGCAAAUGCAGCAGCUGAACGAGCGUUUCAACUAUGUGAUACAGAAUGCCCAGCAAUGGGAACAGCGCUUGGAUUCGGCAGCCGGUGGAUGGAGUAACUUCAAGGACAACGAACGUGUGGUCAGCGAAUGGCUAACCCAAGCUGAAUCCAUGUUGGUGGAGAAGCACAUCGAAUCGAAGACCACAAUCGAGACACAGAAGUAUUUCUUCGAGCAGGUCAACGAUCGCUGGAUGAAUGAUCUGGUGCAGUCGGCUCAACAACUUCUGACCACAUUGCCCGCCCAGGAGCAACCUGCUGUGGUGCAAAGUGUGGAGCAGUUGCAGUCCCGCUGGAAGAAUGUGUUGUCCCAGGCUCCUUUGCAUCUACUGAAACUGGAAUUUAGACUGGAUGAGAACGCAUUCUAUCAAUCUCUGAAGGAUGUAGAGAAGGAGUUGCAGCUGGAGCAGCAGGCCCUCAAUCGCAAUGAGGAUGUGGACUCUAUACUCCAGCGCAACCAACAGUUCCUUCUGCAACAGGAUGUCGUUCCUCGUCUGGAGCGAUGCCUCCAAAACAUGCAACGUUUGGCCCAGGCCCACAGGCAACAACAGCCCGGUGACAUUAGUCUGGAUCAGGCCUACGACAAUGCCAAGUCGCAGUGGCAACUGUUGUCCAACAAACUGGGCGAUAUGCGUCAGACUCUCCAGCAAAUCCCGGCCCAAUGGCAGGGCUAUCAUCUGAAGUUCAACGACAUGGUCGAUUGGAUGAACGGCGUGGAUCAGAGCCUUAAGAAUAUUGUGAACGAAGUUAAUACCAUGGAGGAAUUCGAAAAGGAGAAGGUGGUCUUCCAGAAAAUCUGCCAGGAUGCUGACAACAAACGCGAGGACAUGAAAUGGUUGGUCAAGACCUUGGACUCUCUGCUUAGCUACGCCACCGAAGAUGAGGCUAAUCUGGAGCAGAAGAAGCUGGAGGAUCUGAUCGCCCGCUACAAGAACCUUAUCCCCACGAUUGAAAUCACCAUGGUCAAGACGGAGGUCUUCUCGAAGUGCUACACUUACCGCAGAGAAGUGCACGAGGUUGUGUGUCUGCUGAGCAAGGUCAAGGAUCAGACUGCCAAUAUACCAGCUCCCGAUAGCCUGGAACGUGUGAAUCGCCUGAUUGAGGAACAGCAGUAUGCCAUCAACCAACUGGAUCACCAGCGUCCGCAUAUCAUGUCCAUGCUGCAAAGAGGACGUGAUCUCAUCAAGGAUGUCCAUGCCCCGGCCUUUGUAAAUGCCGAGGUCAAGAAUCUGGAGACUGGAUGGAAUCAGGCGUACACAGAAACCUCCGACAAACUGCAGGCCCUCAAGGGCACCCAGGCCGUUUGGAGCGAGUUUGUGGACCAGAAGAACGAUAUUUUCUCCAUGCUGCAAACUGCGGAGACGGAGCUGCGUUCCCUGACACCAUUGCAAACCGAUCCCAAGAACGUCAGUCAGGAUCUGAAGUCCAAGAGAGAUCUUAACGUACAACUGCAGCAGGCUUCCCAUCAACUGUUGCCUAAGCUGCAUGCUCUCAAAUCGGAACUGGCUCCUCUGGCCGCAGCCGAUAAGCGUCCCAUCCUAGAGAAGGAAGUGACCGAGGUGGAGAAGAUGUUCUUCAACACCAUGGAGCACGUGAAGGACCGUGUCGGCUAUCUGGAAGACUACAGUGCCAAGUGGAAUAACUACAAAACCCGUCUCGCUGAGCUGCAGGAAUGGGCUAACAAGGUCGCGCCCAAAAAUAUCGAGGCCCUUCAAUCGGAGGACCUCACACCGGAGGAACGUGUGGUCAAGGUGCAGGCCUUCAAGCGUAUCCUUGGGGAUCGCAUGAAGCAACUGGAUCUUCUGGCCGCCGAUGCCUCCGAGUUGGCGCCCAAGGAGGGCAACAUUGCCGAGGCCAAGCGACUGAAGGGAGAGAUUACCAAGCUGCAGGAGGUCCUCAGUGCCAUCAAUCGCAACGUGGACCAUCAGGCGCAGGCUGUGCAGGAGGAUCUUGUCAACUGGCAGCAGUUCCAGGCCGGUCUGCAGCAAAUCAAGCCAGCCGUGGAGCAGAGCGAAGUCAAGGUAAAUAAUGUAGUUUCUAAGCCCAUCUCCCUCGAAGAAGCCGUUGCCAUGCAACAGAAUGCCCAACAAUUCGAGACACAGUGCCAGGAGCAAUUGGACAAGCUCCAUGGCAUAUCAAACAUCAGUCAUAAAAUGUUAUGUAAGACCAAUGCCCCCGACGAAUUGGACGCCAUGCAUUCGCGUUGGACUGCCGUCCAUGAGAACGCGAAGCAGGCGAGCGCCAAGCUCGAGAAGUUGGUGGCCAAUUGGAAGUCAUUCGACGCCGAUGCCGCCAAGCUCGAGGAUUGGGUUGGACAGGGUGAGCAACUAAUGUCCCGCCGUCCAGCUGUCCUCAACACCCCGCACAUUGACAAGCUCGAAAAGGAGCUGGUCAAGCUGAAGUCGUUCAACAACGAGAUCUCGCAGCAACAGGCCAAACUGGUGACUCUGGGUCAAAAUGCCGAUCAAAUCAGUUUGCACUUGGCUCCUGAAGGAGCAGCCGCUUUGAAGGAUCGUGUUAACCAAAUGAAGGGCAAGCUGCAGAAGCUUUCGGAAGCCACUCGAGGUCACAUCAACGAGGUGUCCGACGCAAUUAUCUCCAGGCAGGACUUCAAUGCCAAGUUGGUGAACUUCUCCAACUGGAUGGAGCAGCUUCGUAAUCAGGUCACUCAGGUGGAGGAGAUCAACCCGGAGCGGGUGGAAACCAGUCUCCAUGUCAUCCACGCGCUACUGCAGGAGCAUGCCGAUAAGAAGCCAAGUUUCAAUGCCAUAUAUGAUGAAGUUAAGCAAUUGGCCUUGGGCGCCACUCCCGAGGAGUCGAAUGCGCUGAACGAUGCCUACACCGCUUUGGUGGUGAACUAUCAGAACCUCGAGACCAACAUGCUGCAAAAGAAGACGGCUCUGGAGAAGUGGACGGAGCUGCUGGGCUGGAAGAAUGACACCGAAUCGCAUUUGAACUACCUCAAGCAUCAGCUGGACAAACCGGAAGGACCUGCUGCCGAGGAGCUGUCCAAGGUCAUUGAUGAGAUCGAUAAUUUGGGUCAGGGUAUUGGAUACUGGAAGGGUCAGGCGAAGGAGAUUGACGAAAACCCGGCCAUCCAGUUGAGGGAUGCUCUGUCUCGUCGUCCACUGAUUGCCACCCAAAUUGUGAACGAUGUUGAGAAUAAACUAGAGAAUCUGAAACUUCGCUCGCAGAACCAGCAACAGCAAAUCCAACAGAUGACCGUGCGCAAAGAUAAGUUCCAUGCCCUGGAGCACAACUUUGGACAGGCACUUCAAGAAAAUCGCGCUAAGCUGGACGAGAUUCUCAGACAGCAUCCGACUUUAAAUAACAUCGAUCAAAUCAUUGCCGAUUUGGUAGCUCUGAAUGAUGCCCUGAAAUACCAAGCCGAUCUGAAGAAUCGCAUUCAUGACGAAGGUUCUUUGCUGAUGCGUGAGGAUAUUGCUAGCAUGCCCGCCAUUCAGGAGAGCCUACUUAUCAUGGACAAGAACUACGAUUCUCUGCAGAAUGAAAUAGCUGAUCGCAUUCAGAAGUACAACCUGAUCAGCCAGGCCCUGAGAGAAUAUGCCGAUUCCAAGGACAAGUUCUCCAAGGAACUGAAGAAGGCGGAAGAUCUUUUCAAUGCUAUACCUCAACAGCCACGUGAUGAAACCGAGCUCCAUCAAGCUUCCGAGAAGACCAGAAAGACCAUGGAGCAGUUGCGUAAGUCGAAGCUCAGUUUGGAUGAACUGGAGCGUCGGGGCAACAAUGUGGGCAAGCUCUUCAGUGCCAUUGGAGAACCCAUUCCGCAGGAAGUGCCACAGGAGGUCACAGCCGCCAAGCAACACUGGCAGGAUCUGCACGACAAGACCGCCAAGAAUGCGCAUGUGUACGAGACGGAAGCUGUUAUUUGGUCACAGAUCGAAGAUGCCAAGAAGGAUCUGCUUCCCUGGCUGUCCGAAACGAAUCAGGGACUCUGCGAUGCUGCGGAUAACUCAAUUGAAAUUGAGUUUGGACCCAUGCGUCUGAGCAAGUACCGCACGGAGUUACCUUCGUAUCAGGCUCUUAAGGAUUCGAUAGUGGAGAAAACCAAUGAUUUGGUUAAGAUCAACAAAGGUGCGGAAAUUCCCGCUCUAUCUGCACUCAACAAACUUCUGUCUGAGCAGUUUGCUGAGGUUAACAACAAUGCAGAUCGCCUAAGUGCCAUAACCACCUCAUUCAAUGACCAGGAACAAGAGUUGCGCAGACGUUCGAAGGAAGCUGGCGAGCGGGUGAGCAAACUUCGUGAGCAGCUGAUCAAAUGUGAUGACAUGUCCGGUGAUAAUAACAAGAUCAUGGAGCGUCUUCAGCAAUGCCGUGCCCUGCGGGGUGAGCUCGACAACAGUGGAAACGAAAUCGACAACAUCAAACAAAAGGUUGACGAGCUGCGUAAUCUGUACCCAACUUUCAGUGAGUCCAUCAUACCCAAAGAACUGAACAAUGUGCAGAAACGCUAUGAGAACGUUGAUCUUUACGCCAAGAAGAUUGAAAGUUCUCUGCUGCAGUUCCUCAAGAAGUUCCACGCCGAUAAGGUGGGCAUGCUGAAGCGUAUCAUUGCCACUCAACGCGAAAAGGUGGCCUGGUGUCAGCCGGAGUCCUCCAGUGACAAAUACAACCUGGAUGUCAAGAAGUCCUCUCUGCAGGAAGUCAGCAAGAGCAUUGAUGACUGCAAGGCGCGCCAUGCCGAGACCCUGAAGUCCUUGGAGAUGUUGAAGGCGGUAGAGUCGCCACAGAACCUGGCUGAACUCACCAGCGAUGCCGAGUUACUGCGCAAGGAUAUGCAGGCUCUGCAGGACAGCUUUGACAAAAUCAAGGGAAUCCUUGACGAGAACGUCGAUUUGUGGUCGCAAUAUGAGCAAUCGAAUGAGCAGAUUUCCAACUGGCUGCGUGACGUUGAAGGACGCGUUAAGGCAGAAACUAGCAGCCAAGUUAAUCUGUCCGAGGUUCCUCAGAAGCUUCAGGAAUUGUCUAUCCUCCAGCAGGAUGUGUUGGCCCAUGAGCCCAUUAUUAAUAACCUUGAGCAGACAUCCCAACAGCUAAUUGAAAAGAAUCCUGAGGCAAGAAUUGGUCAGUUUGUCACCCACUUGGUGCAGCGUUAUCAAGCUGUGUCCAAGGCUUUAACCAGCUACAUCGAUAAGAUCCGUGGUGCUCAGUUGUCGAACGCUAACUUUGCCAAGGCCGCCAAGGAUUUCAACGAGUGGUUUGGAGAUGCCAAGAUCGAGUUCCAGGAACUUGCUCGCAUGGGCUCCCCCGGAUCAUCCUCUGCCACAGCUCAGCAACUGCAGACCGUCAAGAAUUACAUCAAGACCUUCGACAAUGGUCAAAUACUCCUGAACAAUGCCGUCGAUAUUGGUGAGGCUCUGUAUCCAGUGGUUUCGCCCGACAAUCGCGAACGUAUCCGUGCUGAUCUUCGCCAGAUGCGUGAGAAGUUCGACUACUUGCGAGAUGAGGCCAAUGCUUUUAUGCAGCAAGUGGAGGGUGUUUUGAUUCAGAAGACUUCAAUCGAAGAAAGCUACACUCAGGUUUCUCACUACCUGAACGAAUCGAAAGCCAAGGUGCCCACCAGUGACGAAUUGUAUCCCACUUUGGCCACCAAAAAGGCUGCUCUCCAGAACUACAAGACCCAGCUGCAGGAGAUCACCCUGCACAAGAAUGCUCUGAAGCAGUUGCACGACAAGGCUGUGACCCUUUGUGAUGAUGAGUCCGAGAGGAAGACCGACGAGUCCAUCCAGGAGUAUAACACGCUCUCCAAGAAGAUUUCCGAUAGGAUUACAACAGUGGGAAAUCAUGUGGUCAAGCAUGAAGCCUACGAUCAGGUCCUGGAAAAGGCACAGGACUGGCUGAAUACCAUCAAGUCCGAAGCCAUUGAUAUCCUCAACGAGACGACAUUUGAAAAGGAAGGCGCCGAGGAGAAACUGCUGGUUGUCGAAAAUCUUCUGCAACACAAGCCCGAGGGUGAUUCCAUUUUCGAUACCUGCCACAAGUUAUUGGAAACGGUGCUCACACAAACCCAUCCCAGUGGCCAUCCAGCUCUGCUGAAGGGUUUCGAGGAACCGAAGCAGUCCUGGGAGGACUUUAUGACUCUUUGUCAGGAUUCGUUGGUAAAACUGAAGCAGCUUUGCUCUAAAUGGGAUGAGUUUGACACGAUCAUUGAGGAGCUAGACAACUGGAUGAAGAAUGUCGAGGCGGUGGUUAAGAACCAGAACCUCAAGAGUACGGCGGAAGCCAAGAACUCCCAUUUGAAGCAGCUUCAGGAUAUUUCAAAGGACAUCGAACGUCGCGGUGCGGCCAUCAAUGAGCUAAUGGAUCAAGGCCGUGAGAUUGAGGGUGAAACCGAUUUGAACCUUAAGUUGUCUCGCCUGAAUACUCGCUAUCAGACCCUGAAGAAUCUGUGCAAGGAAUCGAUAGCCAAGUAUGUGAACUAUGUCAAGGAUCACGAAAGCUUCGACAAGGACUUUGAUUCAUUCAAGAACAAUCUUCAGUCCUCGGUCGACGAGCUGGCCAAGACCAAUGAAAUUGUGGGCGAUCAAAGCGUGCUGCAGGAUCAGCAAAAUAAACUCCGUGAGAUGUCCGACAAGCGCAUUUCGGAUUCCACUCUGUUCGAAGGACUCAUCGAUCGUGGCGAGAAACUCUAUGGUCACACCAGUCCGGAAGGCCGUGAAAUCAUUCGUCAGCAAUUGCGUGCCCUGCGAACCCUUUGGGACAACUAUACCGAUGAUUUGAACUCGGCGACGCAAAAGAUCGAUCAGUGUUUGCUGCAGUUUAACGAGUUCAGCAUUGCCCAGGAUCAACUUACCAAGUGGCUGAAGGAUGUGGACAAGGCCAUGCAGAGUCACACCGAACCCAAGACGACGCUGCAGGAGAAGCGCGCCCAACUGCAGAACCACAAGCUGCUCCAUCAGGAGAUCACCACACACAAUGUUCUGGUUGAUAAUGUCUGCGACAAGGCACAAAUACUGGUCGACCAGAUCAAGGAUAACUCAUUGAAUGUGUACUUGACCUCGAUCAAACAGCUUUUCCAGAGCAUAGUACAGAAGUCGGAUGAAAUCUUGCACAAUCUGGAGGAUUGUGUUCAGAAGCACAAUGAAUUAAACAACGCUCUGUCCUCAGCCAAAACUUGGAUUUCGAAUGAGAAGGCCAAAUUGCUGGAGUGCGAUGAUGCUUAUGGUGAGAAGGCGGACAUUAAGCGCAAGAUCGAAACUUUGGGACAAUUGGCUCAGAACAAGCCACAGGCAAUGAAAAUAAUCAGCGAUAUCCGUGAUCUCUUUGAGAAGGUGAAGGCUACGACCUCCGAAAAGGGUAAUGAAGUGCUGGACAAGGAGAUCGAGGAGUUGGAGACCACCAUGAAGAGUCACUUUGAUGACAUCGAGGGCAUUGAAGGCAAACAGAAGGAUGUGCUUGCCCAGUGGGACAAGUUUGAAAAGGCGCUGGAGGAACUUACCAAGUGGUGCCGCAGUGCAGAGGCAGUGUUCCGUGAACAGCAACUGCAGUCCACGCUCCAUGAGAAAGUGGAGCAGCUGGAGAAGUACAAGAUUCAAAGGGAGUUGAUACUCCAGAAGGAGAAGGAGAUCGAUGCCUUCGGAGAUGCUGCCCACGCUCUGCUUAACAAUUGUGGAGCCGAUCGUCUAAAGACUCUAACCACUCAGAUCACCAAUCGGUAUCAGCUGCUUCAAGUCCUCAGCAAGGAGGUUGUUAACCGCUGGUCAAAUCUGGUCGAUGAUCACCAGUUCUAUCAGGAUAAGUACAACGAGGUGGACUUGUGGCUACAACCCAUCGAAUCGCAGAUGGCGAAGGUCCUUUUGGAUGAGCCAACCCAGAGUUCUAACAUUUUGCAAGUGCUGCUGUCUGAAAAGGAGCAAGCGGAGAGCUUAUUUGCUGCUCUAAAUGCAGCUGGAGAAAAGGCUCUUCCAGAGACAUCCACUCAGGGUAGGGAGAAGAUCCGCAAGGACCUGCGCGAUAUCCGCGAUCGCUGGGACAAACUGGACGAGGGCAUUCGCAACCUUGAAAAACGCCAGGAAGCGCAGGGAGUUCAGCUCUCCAGCUACCAGGAUAUUCUUAAUCAAACCGUCAACUGGUUGGAUCAAGUGGAGAAACUGAUCCACAAUGAGAACCCUGCUAGCUGGACCAGUGCCCAAGAGAUCCGCUCCAAGUUGUACAAGUACAAGGCCACCAACCAAGACAUCAAUUCGCAUAAGCGCAUAGUCGAGGCUGUGAAUGAAAAGGCAGCAGCUCUACUGGGCAGCGCCGCUCCAGCCAAUGCGGAUGAGAUCUCCAAGGCGGUGGCUGAGGUGAACAAGCGAUAUGAUCAAGUGGGUCAGGACUGUGCCAAGUUGGUUGCCGAUCUGGACGGAGCUUUCGAUGUGUACCAGCAGUUCAGUGAGCUGCAGAAGGCUCAACAGGACUACCAGAAGAAUCUUUGGGAUCGUCUUACCGGCUACUCGGACUACUCAGGCAAUAAGGCAGCUCUGCAAGCACGUCUCCAAAAGAUCAACGAGAUCCAAGAUGCUUUGCCGGAGGGUGUGGCCAAACUCAAGUCCCUGGAGGAUCACAUUGAGCAACAGGCCAGUAAUAUACCCGCCCGAUCCAAGGAGGCAAUGGCCCGUGAUCUGGCCAACUUGCAUGCUGAUUUUGAGAAGUUUGGCGCUUCGUUGAGUGACGUAAAGAGUGGACUAGAGAAUCGUCUACAACAAUGGAAUGAUUACGAAAUCAACUUGGAUCGACUGAUCACUUGGUUGGGCGAGGCUGAGAAUUCCCUCAAGAACUACAAUCUGAAAUCCUCGUUUGAGGAGAAGGAAGAACAGCUGAAUGGUUUCCAAUCUUUGGCUCAGAAUUUGCGUCAAAACGAAGCUGACUUCGACAAGGUGAAGGACGACACCUCAGAGUUGGUCCAGAGUUCUGGUGAAACAAGGAUUGCUGUCAAUGUGCAACAGGUUUCGUCGCGGUUCCAAUCGAUACAGGCUACAGCUAAGGAGAUUCUCAAGAAGUGCGAGCAGGCUGUCCAGGAUCAUGGUCACUUCAAUGACAAGUAUAAGCAGUGCGCCGACUGGUUGGCUAAUGCUCAGGCCCGUUACGAUGAUUGCUGUGACUUGUCCACAGUGGCAUCUCGAGACGAUCUUCUCAAGAAACAACUGGUCAUCCAGGAGCUUCUGGCGCAGCAGCCAACAGCUACCCAGCUUCUGAAUAGCACCGUUGAGCUGGGCGAGAAGUGCUAUGGGUCCACAGCAACCGAAGGACGCGAGGCCAUUCGUAGUCAACUGGAUGAUCUGACAUUCGAUCAGUUGUUUGACAACAUUGCCAUCACGGCAAGAAAGAUUCAGGAUAAGAUCGCCAAGUGGUCUGGCUUCGAUGAGAUCGCUGACAGCCUGAAGAGCUGGUUGGAUGAAACGGAGAAUGCCCUUCCAGCUGAUAUUGAGCUGAAAACCACUCUGGAUGAGAAACGCAAUAAACUGCAAACCUAUCGUGACAUCUUGAACGACAUCAACAAUCACCAGGUGGAGUUGGGCAAUCUUCAGGAGAUUGCCGCCAAUCUGCCAGAGAAAACAGACCUUGUGGACCAAAUCCUUAAGGAUAUUGCUGACCGCUUUGGAAAGCUGCAAAAACGUGCCCAGAACUACGUGGAGCGUUACGAGGGUAUUGUGAGUGCACAUCAGCAGUACUCCAAGGCUGUUAUGGAUGCUCAAGAGUUUAUCGAUGCUACCCUGAAUACUGUUCACUAUUGGGGCGAUCUGGAUCUGGAACAGAUCUCACUGCACACGAACCUCGAUCGCCUAAAGAAUCUGAAGGCCAGCUUGGCCGAUGAGUUCCCGCGAGUUGAUCAAGUUAGGGCUUUGGGCGAGAAGGUUAUUCCGGGUACAGUGGAUGUGGGACAGGUGAACAUUAAGUCCCAGAUCGACACCACCCAGCAAGAGUGGGAAAGCUUGCUGACCACCAUUAGCUCCACAAUUGAAGCGAUUGAAGCUCGUCUACAGCAUUGGUCGGAGUACGAGCAAUUACGUGACCAGUGUUUGGCCUGGAUUCGUGAUACGGAUAACAACCUUCAUGCUAUUGAUCUGAAGGAGGAUCUGCCGAAAAAGCGUGCUCAGUUGGAUGCACUGAAGGCCCUCCAAGGAGAUGUACGCGCCAAGGAAUUAGAGGUUGAUAAUGUCACGGAGAAGGCCCAAACCCUUCUGAAGGGUCCCAGCAGCAAUCGUGCCUCGGGUCCUGAGUUGGUAACCAAGUACCAGCAGAUCUUCCACAAGGUCAAGGAGCUCAACAACCGCUGGCAGCAGUAUGUUACCUCACACGAAGAUUUUGAUAACGCCAUCUCUGAUUGCUCCUCUUGGAUCAAUGACAUCAAAGAAAAAUUGGACUAUUGCUCCGACAUGUCAUCUAUGAGUCCCAAAGAAUUGGAUAAGAAACUGGCCACUAUUCAGGAUGUUAUCUUGCUGAAGGACGAAGGUUCUGCGCGUGUUUUGAAGAUCUUAGAGCAGGCCCAGCAUGUUUUGGCUAACACCGCGCCCGGAGGUCACGAAGCCAUCAAUAAGGAACUUACAGAUCUUCAGGAUCUCUGGUCCGGCAUCGCUCUGCGCAUCAUGGAUGUUAAGUCAAAUCUGGAUGACUCCAUUACUCAAUGGUCUGGUUUCCUGGACCAAGUGCAAAAUGUUCGCAAGUUUAAUGAGUGGUUGGAUGGUCAGGUAAAGGAGUUAAGUGAGCAUCAAACAACCAUGACAGAGAAGCGAGCUCAAUUGGAUCGGGUUAAAUCUACGGAGGAGAAGGUGCGCGUAGAGAAGAUUGAUGUGGAUGCACUCAAGAUCCAAGCCAAGGAAAUGAUUGCCAGUGGUCAACAGAGUCAGGCAGCCUUCCAGGCCCAAAAAGUUCUGGAUACGUUCGACGAGCUCUUUGCCAAGACCCAGAAAUUGCUGUCGGAUCGUCAAGAUCAGUACAGGGAUCAUCGAUUGUUCAAGGAGGCCUACGAUGAUCUGGUUAGCUGGAUUGGACGAGCCCGGGAGAAGUUCCCGUCGUUGAAACAGAGCAGCUUAAGCGAUAAAUUGGCCAUUGAAAACGCUGUCCAAGCUACGGAAGCUCUUCUCAACAAGCAGGCACAGGGUGAACUCCUAGUGGAGCACUUGGUCCACACUGGAGAGGUGGUGCUGGCCAGCACAUCUGCUCAAGGUCAGGAAAUCAUUAGGAAUGAUAUCCGUGCUCUGCGCGACAGCUUCGAGGGCUUGUUCCGUGAAAUCAACCAGCAGAAGGAGAACCUUGAAGUGACCAUGGUUCAGUGGCGAGCCUAUAAGGAGGAAUAUGAACGUCUGAUGGAAUGGCUCCAACAGAUCGACAUCCUUGUGAAGAACCACAAACUGAACCUGUGCCCCAACCUACCCGAGAAGGAGAAGCAGGUGGCUGAUAUGAAGGAUGUAAUGUCCCGUCUCGAGAAAGGCAAGGAUGACAUCGAUAAGUUUAAUGCUUCGGCUGCCAGUCUGCUAAAGUCCCAUUUGGAUACUUAUGUAAACAAUCAGCUAAGGCACUUGAGCUCCGUGUAUCAAGUACAGGUGAAUCUGGCCAAGGAUGUUCUCAAGAAGGUGGAAACCAACCGGGAUCAGCAUCGUGAAUACGAUGCCAAUAUGAAAUCUGCCAAGGAUUGGAUAGCAAAUGCUAAGGCUACAAUUCAGUCGGCGGGUGAAGGAGCAGGUUCCAAGGAGGCCCUGCAGCGUCGCCUGGAGCAAAUUCAGGAUCUGAUUCGCAACCGUGAGCUUGGCCAGAAUUUGGUGCACACCGCUAUCAAUAAUGGCGAAAAGAUAAUAAGGAACACUCGCUCCGACGGACGUGACGCCAUAAAUACCGAGAUGAAGGAACUGCAAACCGAAUGGGAUCGCCUGGUGAAGAAAAUGUCCACAGCCAAGGUGCAGUUGGAGACCAAUCUGUUGCAAUGGGCUGACUACAGUUCCAGCUACUCCCAGCUGCAGCAAUGGAUUACUGACAGGGAGGCCAAGUUGCAGCAGGCUUGUGAGCAGAAGAUCGUUAAGUCCAAGAGGGGUCAACCUGGUCUCAGCAGUGGAUUGAGCGAGCGCAAGGCCAAUCUCCGCCAGACGAACAACAUUGUCCAGGAUAUUGUGUCAUUUGAGCCCAUGAUUCAGUCGGUUACCUCCAAGGCUUCGGUUCUUCAGCAGGGUGCUCCGGGCACUGAAAUCUCCGAUAAGUACGAGAAUCUUACCAAGCAAGCUAAGGAUUUGUACGAGAAACAGAAGAACACCAUCGAGAGCUAUCAGUCCUUGAUUGACGCGGGCAAUGAAUUUGCCACAUGGUUGAGAAAUGCCAAGGAACGAUUGAGCAAGUGCUCUGAACCCACCGGUGAUAAACAAGCUCUGGCCGAAAAGACCCACCAGCUGAAGAUUCUGCAGGGUGAGCUGCCGGAAGGCGCCCAGAAACUUAAGAAUGCUCUGGAACAGGGCGAGAUCGCUUGUCGCAGUGCCGAGCCCGAGGAUUGUGAGAUCAUCGAGCAGGAAGUGGCUCUACUUCAAGAGGAAUUCGAUGCCUACAGGGAAGCUCUUAAUAAGGCCAAGGAUUACCUGGAAGUGGGUAUUGUCAAGUGGUCCGACUACCAGGAUCAGUACACCGAAGCUUUGGAGUGGUUAAGUAAGACCGAAGCUUUGGUGCAAUCCUACAACAAACUGCAGGAUAGUUUGAUCCAGAAGAAGGUUGUCCUCGAGCAAUUCCAGGGUCAUCUGCAGACCCUAUUCGACUGGCAGAAGACUUUGGAUGAUCUGAACAUGAAGGCGCAGGUUCUACUGGAGACUUGCUCCGAUACAAGAAUCAGCAAUGCUAUCAUGCAACUGACCACCAAAUACAAUGCUCUACUCACUCUGGCCAAGGAGGUGAUGCGCCGACUGGAGAUGCACUAUCAGGAGCAUCAGCAGCAUCACAGUCUGUACGAGGAGUGCCAAUCAUGGAUUGAGAAGACCCGUGAGAAGCUUUCCGAGUGCGAACAAAUUCCCGGAACUCUCAACGAGGUUCAAAUCAAAUUGAACACCGUGAAGAACCUUCGCCAAGGUUUUGAAACCGGUCAGAAUAAGCUGCGUUAUCUCUUGGAGCUCAAGGAGAAGGUGAUAAUGAACACCGAACAAAAUGGUGCAGCCAAGAUCCAGGAAGAUACCGAAGCCCUAAAGCAGGACUUUGACAAACUGUUGGUGGAUCUGAACGAUGUUCGCCAGAAAUUGGCCAAUCGUCUUGCCCAGCUGGAGGAGAUCUUCAAGCUGUACAAGAUCCUGGUUGAAUGGCUGGAGGAUGUGGAACCGAGUGUCAAGACCAGUGAUGAGUUCCUCAAUGACUUGAGUGAGAAACGAGCUGCGCUGGAGAAGUUCCGCGUCAUUCAGCGAGAUAUCAAUGGACACAAUGAUAUUGUAGAAAAGAUCAAUCAGCGGCUUAAGGAGGACAACAGUUUGGACCUUAAGGAUUUCCAGCCCGGCUUGUCCAAAUUCGAUGACCUGCAGACCCAGGUGAACAAAAUCAUCGAGUCGCUGGAGAACCAGGUAAACAGCCACGAGAAAUACAAGCAGGCCUACAAUGAGCUGCAAGAUUGGCUGCGUCGCACUCGCAUUGAGGUGGAGCAGUGUGCCGACUGCCAUGGCGAGAAGGAUCAAGUGGAGAGUCGUCUGAAUCGAUUGGGAGAUAUACAAUCAUCAUCUCUGGAGGGCAAAGCCCUUCUUGAAGCUUGUGAGGAGCUGAGUCAGUCGGUGAUUGCCACCAGCGGAAGCGAAGGCCAGGACAAUGUGGCCCAGGAGAUCAAGCAUCUCACCUCGGAGUGGGAGACCCUCCAAUCUUUAUCCCGCGAUGCUCGCGGCAGCUUGGAAUCCUGCUUGGCCGCCUGGCAGACCUUCCUGCAGAAGUUCAACAAGAUCAACCUUUGGAUCGAAACGAUGAACAAGCGCGUUACCAAAUCCCAGGAAGGCGAGAACAAGACCCCCGAAGAUUUGGUUAAUGCCAAGAAACUGCUUGAGGAAGUGCUGGCCGAGAAGGACAAUGUGGAGGACCUGAACGACAACUGUGAGCUCCUCAUGGAGCAGAGUGCCUGCACUCGCAUUCGUGACCAGACCAUCGAAACCCAGGCCAACUACACCAAGCUCUUGACUUCUGCUCAGGGAUUGGUUGCCAAGAUCGAGAAGAAUCUGUCCGAUCACACCGAGUUCCUCAACUAUAAGAAGGAAAUGGACGCCUGGAUCGAAAAGGCUCAACAGGUCCUCGACGAUUGCUCCACUGAUGGCGAUGCUGCCAUCAUUGCCCAAAAACUAGAUACGGUCAAUUCCUUGGCUUCUCGUCUUCCCGAGGGUCAGCAUCUGUUGGCCUUGGUGCAGGAUGCCUACUCGAAGGCUUCGAACAUCACUCCUGAGGAUAAGCAAGAGAAGCUGCGGGAGCUGAUGACCAAGGUUCGCGAGGAUUGGGAUGCCCUGGGACUGGCCGUUAAGCAAAAGUUGAGUGACCUGAAGCAGGCGCAGACUCGUUGGAACGAUUUUGCUGCCAACAAGGAUAAGCUUGAGAAGUGGCUCAAUGAAACCGAGACGACUCUCAAGGUGGCACCGGAAACUAAGGGUGAACUGAGCGAAAUGAAGACCCUGCUGGAGCGUUACAAAACCCUUUCCAAUGAACUGAAACAGAAGGGUAACGAGCUGGAGCAGCUGCAGUCGGAGGCUCGCGACCUGGGCACCGAAGUGGAUGCAGUGAAUCGCUUGCAAUCGCGAUGCGACAAGCUCAAGAACGAUUGCUCCGCACACAUUACGGCGCUGGAACAGGAGAUGUUCGAUUAUAAUGCCUACCACCAGAGUCUGCAGGAUGUGGAGAAGUGGCUGCUGCAGAUUUCCUUCCAGUUGAUGGCUCACAAUUCGCUGUUCAUCUCGAAUCGUGAACAGACGCAGGAGCAGAUCAAACAGCACGAAGCACUAUUGGUUGAAAUUCAAAAGUACCAGACCAAUUUGGAUGACUUGAAUGCCAAGGGUCAGGCGCAGAUCAAGCGUUAUGAAUCCUCAACACCAGCCAUUCGUCCCACUGUGGAGUCACAGCUGAAGAAUAUCCAGGAUAGCUAUAACUCCCUGCUGCAAACCUCAGUGCAGAUCAAGAACCGCUUGUUGGAAUCGCUGGCCAAGUUCCAGGAAUACGAGGACACUUUGGACAGCAUAAUGCGUAAUCUGGAGACAUAUGAACCCAUUAUCCAGACCGAACUGGAUGCUCCGGCCACCAGCCUGGAGUUGGCUCAAAACCAAUUGAGGUGUGCCCAGGAAAUGCAGAACAAGCUGAACAACGAGAAGUCCCGACUGGCAGCUGCCGUUCAGGCCUGUGAGGCAGCCACUGCCUCCAUCAGUCGACCCAGUUCUCCACUGGAAACAGCCAUGCAGGCUAUUCCCGAAAGGGAGCUCAUUGUGCGCGCCAAGCUCGAGGAUCUGCUGGAUCAGAAACCGCCUCCAAAGACUCGGAGCUCAACCAGAGGUGUCAACAGAGAUGAUGAUGAGGACGAGGAUGAUGUUGAGAUUCAGGUUGAGCUCAGCGAUGUGAAUGAGGCGCUUUUGGAUCCCAUUGCCCACGAGCGUGUCAUAAACUAUCGUCGCAUAGUUCGCUUGAAUAGCGCCCAUGUGGGCAAGCUGAAUGACUUAGUUGCUAAGGUGCAAUCCCACUUGGGUGGUUUGACUGCAUCCGUUAGCGAACUGGAGCAACAGCAGAAGCAGCGCGCCGAGCUGCAGGAUUGGGUGAAGAAGCAGCAGAGCUCCGUCUCGGAUUGGAUGAUGCGUCCUUGCAAACUGCGUCCGGAGGCAGCUCAACAGGAGCUGGUGUCCAUGAACGAUUUGCUAAACUCCAUCGGUGACAAGCGGUCCCAGUUGAUGCUGGAAAUGACAGGAUCAUUGGGUGACGAGGAUACCGAUUUGGAUGAUAACAUUGACAAGCUGGAAUCGGAACUCAUGGAUGCCAUUGCCAAGAAGCAGGCUGGUCAGAAUGUAAUCGAUGGCUAUCGCCAGGGAAUGGCUGAUGUCCAAAACUGGUUCGAUACCCUGAUCAAGCGCAUGGACGUUUUGGAUCGCGGCUCGGGCUUGAAUUGUGCCCAGAAAAUGGCGGCCAUUAAUGAGAUCAAGAACGAAUAUGAGCUGCAGGGACACCCCAAGAUUCAGGAGCUCAAGGGCAAGGCAGCGCAGGUGGCGGAGGUCAUCAGCAAUCUCGACGGUCAGCAAGUGGAAGAGCAAAUGAAGUCACUGGAUCGUCGCUUUGCUGAUCUCGGCAAGCGCAUCGAUCGCAAGGCUCAACUCCUGGAUGUGACCAACAAGGGUGUGGAAGGAGCCAAGGGCGAGAUCGAUCAACUCCAGAACUGGGUGAAACAACAGAUUGAGGAGCUGCAGGCACCCACACCAUUGGGUUACACUCCCAAGGAUGCCGAGGCACGCCAGCAGAAGAUUAAGAGUCUGAUGAAGGAUGCCGAGGCCAAGCAAUCCCUGGCCGAUGUCCUUGAGAAGCGUGUGGCCAACAUGCAGCAGGAAUUGGAACCCGUUGAGUACUCCCAACUGGAGUCCGCAUUGCGUAAUCUCAACACUGAGAACCGCAAUCUAUCGGGAGUCCUAAAGGCUGAACUGGAUCGUGCUCUGGAGGCCAGCAAGGCUCGAAAAUCCCUGGAAAACGAUCUGGACAAGGCACGCCAGUGGCUAAAGACCAAGAUCUCCGAGGUGCGCAAGCUGCCCGUGUAUCACCCACUUACCUCUGCUGAGAUCGAGAAGAAGAUCCAGGAGAACCGGAAAUACGAUGACGAUGCCAAGCAGUUCAAUGACAGCGUUUUGACUGAUGUUCAACGCCAAGCGGCCAACAUAAUGAAGGAUUGCGAUGAUGCCGACAAGGCUGCACUUCAGCAGAUCCUGGACGAAAUCGCUGCCGACUAUCAGACCCUCAAGGAUGAGAGCAGCAAGAGAGGAAAGUCUCUGGAUGAUCUUCUGCAAGGUCGCAAAGCCUUUGAGGAUUCCAUGAAGAACAUGGGCGAUUGGUUGAACGAAAUGGAAACCGCCACCGAGGGUGAGCUGCGCACCACCAGUCUUCCCGUUUUGGAGGAGCAGCUGGCCCAUUACAAGAAGCUCCUCAGUGAUGCCGAGAACAAGGGUGGUCUUAUCAACGAUGUUUCGGAGCAAGGAAAGAGCAUCCUGCCCACACUCAGCAAUGCCGAUAAAUUGAAACUCAACGACGAUAUCAAGAACAUGAAGGAUCGUUAUGGCAGAAUCAAGAAUACCAUCGAUGAUCGCGUGAAUGCCUUGGGUGAUCACAUCAAGAAGUACAAGGAUGCCAAGAGCAGGUUGGCCGAGUGCAGUCAGUUCUUGGGCAAUAUACAGCAGAAACUCAGGGAACUCAACCGCCCGAUUGGGUCCAGGAUCGAAGAUGUCCAGGACUUGUUGGGUGCCUAUGAGGGAAUACUCAAGGAACUCAAGGACAGCAAGAGCAAAAUGGGCGAUAUGCAGAUGGAUGAUUUGCCCGAGUUGCAGAGCAUUUUGGCCCAGCAGGAUGAUAUGAUUAAACUGAUUGAAGAUCAGUUGGCCCAUCUUCGCCAGCUUCUGCUGCUCCGCGAGCAGUUUAUUGCUUUGAUUAAUGAGAUUAUUGCCUUUAUCAUGAAGUACACCGAUGUUAUCAUUGACAUUGAAAACUCACCUGAUAGUCUGGAGGAUAAGAUCAACAAGUACGAUGAUGUGAUUGUGAAGAUUCAGGAGUGCGAAGGCGUCUUGGCUUCGGCCAAUGACAAGGGCCAGAAGAUUGCCUCCGAGGGUAAUGCUGCCGAUAAGAACAGCAUUACUGAGCAGUUGCAGUCCCUGAAGAAUCAGCUGCAGAAUCUCCGCAAGGCGGUGGAAUCGCAGCGCCAGAAGCAUCAACUCCAGCUGGAAUCCCACAAGAAGAUGGCCGCCGAACUGAGCGAAAUCCUCGACUGGCUGCACAGCCACGAGGGAGCGGCCAAGUCACGUCCUCUACUGGAUCGGGAUCCCGAGUCUGUGGAGCGGGAGCUGCAAAAGCACCAAGCUCUCAGCCAGGACAUCGAAUCCUAUCUGAAUAAAUUCAACAAAAUCAAUGAUGGUGUCAAAACCGAAAUUGGCAUGCCAAGUUCCCUGUUGGAAAUGCUCUCUGAGGGCAGAUCCCUGGUGGCUUCACUGCCCCACGAACUGGAGGAGCGUGAAAAGUAUCUGAAGAACAACCGCGACUCUCGCUUGGAGUACAUGCAACUGGUGGCCAAGUUCAAUGACUGGGUCCAUGAGGCCGAGUUGCGCCUGCAGAACAGCCAGCAUGGCAUCGACUACGAGCACUUGGUCCAGGAUCUCGACGAACACAAGAUCUUCUUUGGCAAUGAGGCACCCAUCCGUAACCUGGUGCACAAGCAGAUCCAGGAGGCCGCCGACAAGAUCUGGUCCUCGCUGAACAACUACGAGCAGUCGGAACUCUCGGCGGAGUUGGCUCAGUUCCAAACCAAGUUGACCAACACACUGGCCAAUGCCAAGACCCAACAGAGUGAGCUGGAGAAGGAGGCGGAACGCUGGCGGGAAUACCAGCAGUCCAUCGAUCGCGUCAAGGCCACCAUUGAACGUACCAAGUUCGUUGAUGAGCCCGUCCAGAAUUUGGCUGGACUCCACUUCAAUAUCCAGAAGCUGUCGCACGCCAUUGGCAAUGUUCAGAGCCAAAACAGCGACUUAUCGCUAGUCAACCAGCAGGCCCAAUCGUUGAUCCGCCAGGCGGACGCCCGCAAUCGCCAGCUGAUCGAGCAGGAUAACGCCGGACUGAAUAGAUCUUGGCAGGAUUUGGUGCGCAGCCUGGAACAGCGACGCGACAACCUGCAACAGUUGGCCGAACAUUGGGACGGCUUCGAGAACAGCCUGCACGCCUGGGAAAAGGCACUUGGUCGACUGGAGGACAAGUUCCGCAAUGUCGAUCCGACUGUAAGAUCCCGACGUCACUUGGAAGAUACGAAGAAUGCCAUUCAGGAACUACGUGAAGAAUCAAAUCAACUUAAAUCAUCACAUAAAGAAAUCGAGGCGCUCUCUAAAUCCAUCCUCACAUUCCUUGGGGAAGUACACAAACCCUCGGCGGAGGCCAUACAGGCCAAAGUGGAUAAGUUAGUUGGACAGCAGGCCAAAUUGAACGACACUCUGCGCGAUAAGGAGCAACAGGUUAGCAAGGAUCUCGAGGAGAUCGAGCAAGUCUUCCGUCGCAUCUCGCAGCUGCAGGACAAGCUAAACGCGCUUCACGAGCAACUGCAAUCGGUUCACGUCUACGACGAGCACAUAGCCCAAACGGAACAGCUCCUCAUCACACUGAACAGCCAGGUGCAGCAGGCAGCCGAGGAGAGCAAAUCACUGGUGGCCCAGACAACGGCCCACUACCAGGCCAAACAGAAUCAGCUGCCCAGCGACAUUGCCCAGGAGUUUACGGCUCUUGAGCUACUUGCCGAACGCGUCCAGGUGACCAUGGAGACCAAAGAGAAGGAUUUCAAGCGGGCCAAGACCGUGCGCACCGAAUAUAUGGACGGUGUGGACGAGGUGCAGCGUUGGCUGCUCCAGGCAGAGGUGCAGGUGCAGGAGCGAAGCCUCACACCCACACAGAUGAAGGAGCUGCUGCAGCGCAUUAACCACGAGAUAACCGCCAUCUACGAACGCUUCACCCUGGUCAAGACCAACGGCCAGCUGAUCAUCGAGAACUGUCGCAACAGCGAGGAGAAGACGCUGGUGCAGACGACCAUCGAUCAGUUGGCCGCAUCGCUGGCCCAGGUACGCGGCUGGCUGGACGAGAAGAAGCAGGCGGUGGGCGAUAGUCUGGACGCGUGGACGAGGUUCAUGAACCUCUACCAGAUCGUGAUGUCGUGGGCAUCCGAGAAGCGCACCUUCAUCGACCAGACCAUCGAGCUGCGCACCCUGCCUGAGGCACGCAACAAACUGAACGACUAUGUGACGGCUGUGAAGAGUAUUAAACCGAUUGUGAAGCAUCUGAGCGAAAUGGACAAGGAACUGGAGCACAUUGGCCAAGUGACGACUGUGGGCGAUCUCAAGGACAAACUGCAGGAGGCCGAGGAUGCGAAGAUAUCCGUGGAAGCGGUGCUGCUAGAGAGGAACUCCCUGCUGCAAGAGGCCUGCGAGGAAUGGGACCAAUGUGAACGCAAGAUUAAGGAUAUACGCUCCUGGCACGAAAAGACGAAGCAGGGACUGGACUCCUCGCAGCAGCAGAAGAAACCGCUGCGCGAUCAGCUCGGCUUCUGUGAGAAGACCCUGGCCGAUAUCAAUGUGCAGAAAACGAAACUGAGACUGUCCAUCGAGAAACUGGAGGUUCAUUUCCGCAAUGGCAUGGGCGGUGAUCCGCGCCUGAGCGAGAACGUCGAUGAUCUGGUGCGCGUGCUCGACGGCCUCGGCGAAUUGGUCAAGGCCAAGUCGCAGAGCCUCGAGCAGACGCUGGCCCAGAUCGACGUUUACCAGCAGCAGAUGCAGUCCCUGCGCCAGCGCAUCAUCCAGGAGGAGCAGCAGCUCCGCCUGGUGAUGGCGCCCACGUACUUGCCGCACGAUCGCGAGCGCGCAUUAGCCGAGCAACAGGCAAUGCGGGAAUCAAUCGAUGGCAUGCAGCAAGUCUACGAUGCGACCGCUCGAAAGUCCUAUGCGCUGGAUCCCCAUUCAGUGGUGACCACUUCAUCGACUGUCUCGUUGCUUAUGAAGCCAACGGCGGCAGUAGGUCUAACCUAUGCUGAAGUGCUGUCGGGACAUGCGAGUCCGGUAAGCAGCGGUAAUGAAUCGGUAACCAAUUCCCGACCAGAACGAGACCCCUCCACGACGACAACCACAACGACAACACGGCAGCAACAAUCGAACGAUACUCAGAAUCGGACCACUAUUACAACCAUUAAGACUACCACAACUACGACUACGACUUCGAGAAGUACGCACGGGGAUGACGAUCAAAGCCAGGAGAGACAAGAGCUCAAUGGCGGUGGCAGCACCAUACCCACAGCAAACUAUAAGCGCACCCAACAGGUCACACCACCCAGCGAGAAUACCUCAAACACGGUUCCUAACACAGCUACGACAACGACAACCAAUCCCAACACCCAGUUCAUCGAAAGCGAACAGAGACACCAGCAUCACCACGCGAAAACGGGUAAGAAGCUUCAGGCACCGCGGCCAGAACGCCGUGGACGAUCUCCCAGACGCCGACCUCAACAGCAGAAACCAGUGGAAUCAUCUCAACAACCCUCGAUCGAAAUUCAAUUGGAGCCACAGCAACCACAAGAACAGGAGCAACUCUUCUUGCCAGCUGAUGACCGAACUAGAUCCCGCAGCCCCAUGUGGGUACCAGGAUCGACUUCCUACGCUGAGGUUCUUCGCGGACUGGAGCUGGAGCGGAUCAGGGCCGAACAGCAGGCCGCCCAGGCAGUUCAGGGACGUUCCGAUCUGACCAUUCAGGAUGUUGUGGACGCUAGCGCAGAGGUUGUAGGCAUUACUUACAUACCCCAACCAGAUCCAGAGCCCAUCAAAGAAGCGCAGCAACAGCCACCACAACUGGAACAGUAUAUCACCGAAACGAGCACAUUACUUGACUACUCUACUCCCCAGCAACAGGAACAGAAGCCCCCACUUAAUUACGAAGUCCCAAUGACUGCCGAAGAGAUUGCAGCCACCUACUUGCAGCCCGAUCCGCAGUUGUAUCAGACGAUGUACGAAAACGUGGCCGAUAGCGGUCAGUGGGGUUAUGUCACGGGUUCGGCGACGGAUCCACAGCAGCAGCAGGCUCCACAGAACUACUACGAGCAGAUAAUGCAGAUGCAGCAGUAUCCCAUACAGUAUCAACAGGUGGCUGUCCCACCUGCCACUACGCAAUAUCAGCUUUUACAAGGUUACUAUCAGCCGGUGGCUCAGACGGAGGCCUAUUCCACGGUGUAUCCGGCGGAACAAAAUCAAAUCUAUUACGCACCGCAAACGACGGAGUACUCACAGGAAUAUUCACAGCAGCAGCAGGAGCAGCAAGUCGAGCCUAUGCUUGAAUACCAGCAGGAAACAGUGGAUCAGACAUAUCUGCUUGAUCCAUAUCGCGUGGAGAGCACUCUGCCCUCGACGACCGGCAACAGCGUGCUGGAUCGCGUUGUUACCACACUGGCAUCGAUCGUUCAACAGAGUGCUGAGCCCCUGACCACCAGCACCCAGCAAAUCGAACCUCUUGCUACUGUGGUCCAGAGCGAGCCGUACUAUAUUGAAGAGCAUGUUCAAAUGCUGCGACCCGUGGAGCCGCAGGAACUUGAGCUGGACGAACCGCGACCUGAUAUCACAUUUGGUCAGUUUGACGUUGAUGCUAUUGAAACCAUACCAUUGGAUGAACCACAAGCUCCACAGACCCAAGUCGAAACACAGUCGCAAGUCCGUACUCAACAAACUAUUACGACAACCACCUAUGUAACAGAGACUUCAACUGUCUCCGAACAGACACAGCAGACUCAGGAAGUCAUCGCGAUACCAGAUAUCCCACAAAUCCCCACGGAAGAGCCCACAAAUAUUGUGGUGCACCCCCAGCCUCAGAGGCGAAGCAACCAACAGGUCCGGCCCCAGGACAUUAGCACAGGCAGCACUUACGCCGAAGUCCUCUUCGGUCUCCACCACAAAGAACAUCCAGUUUUCCAGCCAUCCAGUCAGCAACCGACCCCAGUGCGCCUCACGUCCUCGCCGCCUUUGCAACGCAGAGCAGAACAGGCUGGUACUAUCAGUACCACUGCUUUUACCAGUAAGACUACCCAACCAGGCCGACAUGUCGAGAAAUCGUCGACAUGGGAACACAAGAAUGACAAUGUGGACUCACGAAACUCGCGAAGUAAGAGAGUGAGGCACGAAGCUCAACCGGAACCACUACCGAUUAAACAGAGUACCAGGAAAGACGGUAGGACGGUUAGGAAACCCCAGUCCCCGGAUACAAAUGGUGUUGCCUCGGUCGAAACCAAAGUUGUUGUGGAUGCUCCAGCUCCCAAUCCUGUAGUUGAAGAGACUUCAAAGCCUGAGCCAAAGCCCAGAAAAUCGAAAAAGUCUAAGAAGACUACUGAUAAUGUGGUUGAAUCAGCCGUCGCUAUUUCAGUGCCAUCUAAGAAAGAUACGCAAUCGGUUCUUCCCUCUGUAGAGAAAAAGGAAACUGUGGUCGAAAAAUCUGUGAUAAAGAAAACCGUUGAGCCAUCCGUUGAGCCAGUAGAACCAGUUCCAGCUCCCUCGAAGAGAGAGAAGAAGCAAAAGCUGGUCAAGGAAAAGGAAACUCCUCAGUCAGAUGUACCGGUUGUUGAAGUGGCACCAGUCGCUCCAACCAGAAAAGAGAAGAAACAAGUCAAGACAGUUGUUAAGGAUGUUGAAACCACCAUUAGGAAUGAACCAUCGAUUGAAAAGGAGACUGCUAAGCCAGCUGAAGUUCCAAAGACACAAAUAAAGCAAACGAAAACUAUGGUCGAGACGGUAGUUGAAAAGAAAGUUCUCCAACCAGUCCUUACUGAGGACGUAGAGUUAGAAAAGCCUCCAACACCGACAGCGCCUUCGAAGAAGGACAAGAAAAAGAACAAGACAGUUGUUGAGCAAGAAGUGAUUAGGAAGCCAAUUGAGACUGUUAUUGAAAAGGAGGUAGUAACGCCAACUGUGAUUGAAACAACCGAUGUUUCUCAAGUAAAGGAACAACCAGCUUCUCCUACUUCUUCGAAAAAGGAAAAGAAACAGUCCAAAAAAGUUGUUGAGACCUCUGUCAUUGUCACAGAAAAUGUGGAACCGGCUGUUCAGCUAGAGGCUGCUCCCGCAGUGUCCACAAAGAAGGACAAAAAACGGGCUAAGAAGGAACCUAAGGAAGAUAUUGAAGUUUCUUUGACAUCGGAACCGUUAGUUUCUGUUCAGGAAACCGUUGAAAGAGUUGAAACCUUAUCCGAAACAAUUCCUGAAUCAAAAUUAGAAGAAGAAAAGGUGACAAUUCAAUAUGAAAAUGGUUUUUCAGAUUUAGCACCUACAACAACCAACACUGUAACCGAGGAUUUGGCAUCUUCGAUAGAAGUUGCACCCACCAAUAUAACUGAGACCAUUAUCGAAGGCGAGCCCACGGUUACCACAUCGACCAAUACCAUCUCAACGGAAAGUGGAACUACAACUAUCACAACGCGAACAAUAACCAAGCAUAUUACCAAGCGCAUAGUGAAGCGUAUUGUGGAUGGUAAGGAGGAGAUAGUUGAGGAAGACGUCAUUGAUGAUUUGCCGGAAGAGAACAUAUGCGUGGAGCAGUACAAUCUACCAACAAUCGAAACUACCACCAAUGAGGUGCCCAUCGAUGUGACAGGAUUCGCUACAAGCCAGGAUACCAUCGUGCAGCAGGGAUCGAUAACUAAGACCGUUAUUACCAAGACAAAGCGCAUCCUGAAGCGCAUCACCGAAGACGGAGAGGAAAUAGUUGAGGAGGUCUUUGAGGAUGAACCCGAGGUGGAGCGCGACAUUACACUACUGCCAACUACAGUGGUGACUUCGUUGGAUGUCAUUAAGGAUGUCGCCCAUAAUGUGGUCGAGGAAGUUAUUAAACAAGCUGAGGAAAUAUCGCAACCUGAAUUGCAAGAAUUGAUCGUGGAAAAGCCUGCUAAGGUAGAAAGUCCCGCUGAACCAGAAGUUUCCAGCGAAGUUGUUGUUGAGCAAGAACAAAAUAAGCCACAGAAGCCUUCGAGAAAGGACAAGAAGAAGCAAAAGGAGACCAAACCUGAAACUGUAAUCGAAACGAAGAUUGUUGAAACUGUCAAGCCGCAACAAGAAAUCGCAGAACCCCAACAAGAAAUCACAGAGCCCCUGAACACAACAAGUGCAAUUACAACGGAUAAUAAUCAAACCCUUUCGUCGGAGCAAACAACUGUCAGCGAUGAUAGCGGCCUCAUUAAGACUACAGUUAUUCGUACAACCAAAAUCGUAAAGAAAAUCUCAAACAAUCAGCAGGAAAGUCAGGAGAUGACCUCUUCCACCUAUUCAGAUGCACCCUCGUCUUUGGAAUCUUACGAUUUGGCGGAGGAAGCAAAAGAACCAGCCAAGAUUGAAAAAUCAGAGUCGAACAGCCGCGAAAUUAGCGAUGAGGGCGUGGUUAAAACCACUAAAACCACAACUACCAAAACAAUCAUAACUCCCAAGGUAGAAGAAGUCAAAGAGGAACCAGCAUUGGAAGUGACAUCCACUGUGUCGCCUCCAAUUGAUACUGAGUCUGAGGAGGGUGGCGUAAUAAAAACCACUAUUGUGCGUACCACCAAAAUUGUCAAGAAGAUUUCCAAUGAGACCGAAAAUGUCAGCGAGACAAGCAGUGAACCCGAGGUAUCUCUACCAAUUGUGGAAACAGUCAUUCAAGAUGCACCUGUAGUAGCUGAAUCGGUUACAACCGAGUCGAAUAGCGAGGGUAUAACCAAGACCACAACGACGCGGACUACAAAGGCUGUGGCCAAGACUGUCAACGAAAAUGAACGAGAAAUCCUUAAUCUACCGGAUGUUCCUGUUGGCCCUAUUGACCCAGAGAGUACAACCGUUUUGGGUGUAAUUGAAACCGUCGAACUGCCAGAAGUUCCGGAGGUCCCUAUUGGAGUCGAGGACAAGCUUCUAGUCACGGCAACAUCUACUAAACGUUCCCAGGCUAGUCAAGAAAAGUCAAAAAUUUUGGACUUUAUUAGCGCUGAACAGAAUGCGACUGAUAAAUAUACAGCGCCUGUGAAAACCGUCAAGGAGGUUCCAGUUAUCGAGGAGCUUGAGAACAGUUAUCCGAUUGAAGAAAGUACGGCCUCUGAGCCAGAAUCUUCAGGUGUUGGGGAUGUUGUCAAGACCACAAUUGUUCGAACAACGAAAAUUGUUAAAAAGGUAACCCAAAACACGGAACAGAGCGUCAAUGUGAUCAUCGAUGCUCCUGAGCCGGAGACUGAAAACACGGAACCAGAAGAGCCUGUUGAGGAGGCUAGUGGUGGUGUGACUAAGACAACAACUGUGCGUACUACGAAGAUCGUGAAGAAGCUGAAUGAAGAUGGAGAAACAACCACGGAGGAGACCAGCACUGCCAGUGACCCAGUGACAGUGCGCGAAGCUUCGCCAGCUUUUUCGGAAGUUCCGAGCGAUACUUCAACCACAUCUAGCCAAAUCGAUGGUGCAAUUAUCAAAACUACGACGAUUCGCACGAUGCGCAUUACAAAGAGGGUUUCCAAUGACGGACGUAUUCACCUUACGGAAAGCGAGAACCCAAGUGAUGUAAUCGUGACUUCUAGCAUCGAAAUGCCCGACCAACGACCAAUUAGUCCACUUAUAUCGUCGAGGUCAUCCUCCCCUGCUGUGACGCCUAGUUCCGAACUCAAGCUAGAUAAUUUGGGUGCAAAUAUUCAGUUAGGAUUGAAAGACAGUCCGACCGGGGUCAAGGUUAUUGGCAUCGAAACCAGCACAGAGAACUUGCCAAAGCUUUCUGAACAGCAGUUCGCUACAAGCAAGACUAAUGGGGACAUUAACGAGACGGAUAGCAUUACCACUACUACGACGACUACCAAGAAUACGAUACUUACGACUACGCAACGACGAAGCUUCGAAACCGAAGAUGGCACAAAUGUUCUUUUCGUGGGAGAAGGCAUUGACGGUGCAUAUCCACCGGGCACAGUUCAAAAGAUUUCCCUUAUUACCCAUGAAGAGAAGCUGAAGACACCUAUUGUGAAAAUGCAUCUUGAUUUUCCGGAGGUUAGUCUUCGGGUGACCGAGACUGUGACUGAAAAUGUGGAAUCCCUGCAAAGAACAGCCGAAAGUAGUGAAAAUUCCGUGAUUGAAGUAGUUGAAUUGUCCAAAUCUGAAGUUCCAGAAGCAAUAGAAUUAAAGCCAGCUCCCGUUGAUGAUCAUUCUACCAAUUUAGACGAACUAGUCAAGAUCCCAGAAGCGACCCCAACAGUUUUACCCGAAAGUAAUCCUGCAGAACUAAGCCCUGAAGAACAGAAGCUUUUCGAGGAUAUUCAGAAGAAAUUGUCUAAGAAAGAUAAGAAGAAGCGCCCCGCCAUUCCAGAAGAAUUUAUUAAGCAAGAAACGGUUCAGGUUAUUCUAGAAGAAAGCAAAGUUAAGCAGGACCCUGUUGCCCCGACUGUAAAAGUAGAAAUAGUUUCCGAAGCUCCACUUGUUUCCACCACUGAUGACGGCGAGGUAGAUACUAAGCCGAUCCCUGUUCCAGAGUCAGAGAAACUGCUCAACAUUUCUGAAGACUCGUCCCUAAUCUCAACCUCUAAGUUAAUCGAGCAAAUCAAUUCAGAAAUUCUUUACCACGAGUCUAUAGUAGAAGUUGUCCCUGUUUCUACCCAAGAAGAAGUGCAAGUAGAAAAUCCAUGUGAAACUCAAUCAAGUCCUGCUCCUACUAAUAUCGCUAAUGAAAUUGUUCCUGAUAAACCAAGCGCAUUAAUUACUGAAGCAUUUGUGGCUAACACGGUAAGCACUUUAAGUAUAAUCACUAAUAUUGAGAAACUUUCACCUUUAAACAAAAUAUUUGAAAUUCCCAAAUUUGACAUAUCCAAAUUUACUAUUGCUGAGGGUAAUUAUCACAUUAUAAAUUCUAAAGCUAAAGCAAUUGAGAAGUUAAGUCCUACCGAACCUGAUCCUGUAUCGCCACCAAAGUCGGUAAGCUUCGACAUUGACACCGAAACAAAAGUGGAAUCUACCGUCACCGACGUGGGUUCAACAACAACACAGGUUUCCAAUGUAGACCAACAAAAAGAUAAUAUUCCAGCUAUAUACCACUUCGAGAUUCCCAAAUUUGACAUACUGUCCCUUAGUAAGGCGGAAAGCAGACAGAGAACUCUACAAGCUUACGAGCUUCAGGAAGCUCCAGUUCAAGACAAAUCCGAAACCAUUACAUCUGCCACUAAAACAGAAAAUGCGAAGUACUCCAGCGAAACUUAUAUUCCUGAGGAUCCCCAGAAACCCGAACCAGUUCCUGAGCCUCAAAAUGAGGAAUCUGUAACAGAAGAAUUCGUCAAGCCAAUAAUUAAAGCUCCACUUGAAGAUGAAAGCUUUAUAACUGAGACCACAACAACAAUAACGACCGAGUCUGUGAGCAAUACUUCUAUUCCUCAGACACUAAAUGAAGUAACUGUUGUCGAAGAAGUAGUCGAGGUUAAGCCAAUUGUUGGACAGGAACCAGUUCCUGAGCCACUGAAGGAAGAAACUCCUGUGGAAGAAGUAGUCGAGGAUAAGCCAAUUGUUGAUGUUUCUGUUAACGACGAAUCCAAGACCAUUACAACAGUUACGACCACGACAACAACUACCGAAACCAUAAGCGAAGUACCUAUUUCCGAGGAACCCAAGAAGGUAGUAGAACCGGAGAAGAAACCUGAAGAACCGAAAAAACCAGCAUAUGCCGGUCUUCCCGUCGAUGACUCUUCUAGCUCGUGGAUGGAUGUCUUGGAUGAACCCAUGAACUUCUCUGACGAUGAAGAGGAACCAGUUUCUGAGCCACAAAAGGAAGAAACUAUCGUCGAAAAAGUAGUAGAAGUGAAGCCAAUUGUUAACAAUUCGGUUGUGGACGAAUCCAAGACCAUUACAUCAGUAACAACCACAACAGUAACUACCGAAAACAUUGAAGUUCCUAUUUCCGAGGAACCCAAGAAGGUAGUAGAACCGGAGAAGAAACCUGAAGAACCGAAAAAACCAGCAUAUGCCGGUCUUCCCGUCGAUGACUCUUCUAGCUCGUGGAUGGAUGUCUUGGAUGAACCCAUGAACUUCUCUGACGAUGAAGAGGAACCAGUUUCUGAGCCACAAAAGGAAGAAACUAUCGUCGAAAAAGUAGUAGAAGUGAAGCCAAUUGUUAACAAUUCGGUUGUGGACGAAUCCAAGACCAUUACAUCAGUAACAACCACAACAGUAACUACCGAAAACAUUGAAGUUCCUAUUUCCGAGGAACCCAAGAAGGUAGUAGAACCGGAGAAGAAACCUGAAGAACCGAAAAAACCAGCAUAUGCCGGUCUUCCCGUCGAUGACUCUUCUAGCUCGUGGAUGGAUGUCUUGGAUGAACCCAUGAACUUCUCUGACGAUGAAGAGGAACCAGUUUCUGAGCCACAAAAGGAAGAAACUAUCGUCGAAAAAGUAGUAGAAGUGAAGCCCAUUGUUGAAGCUUCUGUUGUGGACGAAUCCAAGACCAUUACAACAGUUACGACCACGACAACAACUACCGAAAACAUUAUUGAAGUUCCUAUUUCCGAGGAACCCAAGAAGGUAGUAGAACCGGAGAAGAAACCUGAAGAACCGAAAAAACCAGCAUAUGCCGGUCUUCCCGUCGAUGACUCUUCUAGCUCGUGGAUGGAUGUCUUGGAUGAGCCCAUGAACUUCUCUGACGACGAAGAGGAACCAGUUUCUGAGCCACUGAAGGAAGAAACUCUUGUGAAAGAAGUAGUCGAGGAUAAGCCCAUUGUUGAAGCUUCUUUUGUGGACGAAUCCAAGAGCAUUACAACAGUAACCACCACAACAGUAUCUACCGAAAACAUUAUUGAAGUUCCUAUUUCCGAGGAACCCAAGAAGGUAGUAGAACCGGAGAAGAAACCUGAAGAACCGAAAAAACCAGCAUAUGCCGGUCUUCCAGUCGAUGACUCUUCUAGCUCGUGGAUGGAUGUCUUGGAUGAGCCCAUGAACUUCUCUGACGACGAAGAGGAACCAGUUCCUGAGCCACUGAAGGAAGAAACUCCUGUGAAAGAAGUAGUCGAGGAUAAGCCCAUUGUUGAAGCUUCUGUUGUGGACGAAUCCAAGACCAUUACAACAGUUACGACCACGACAACAACUACCGAAAACAUUAUUGAAGUUCCUAUUUCCGAGGAACCCAAGAAGGUAGUAGAACCGGAGAAGAAACCUGAAGAACCGAAAAAACCAGCAUAUGCCGGUCUUCCAGUCGAUGACUCUUCUAGCUCGUGGAUGGAUGUCUUGGAUGAGCCCAUGAACUUCUCUGACGACGAAGAGGAACCAGUUCCUGAGCCACUGAAGGAAGAAACUCCUGUGAAAGAAGUAGUCGAGGAUAAGCCCAUUGUUGAAGCUUCUGUUGUGGACGAAUCCAAGACCAUUACAACAGUUACGACCACGACAACAACUACCGAAAACAUUAUUGAAGUUCCUAUUUCCGAGGAACCCAAGAAGGUAGUAGAACCGGAGAAGAAACCUGAAGAACCGAAAAAACCAGCAUAUGCCGGUCUUCCCGUCGAUGACUCUUCUAGCUCGUGGAUGGAUGUCUUGGAUGAGCCCAUGAACUUCUCUGACGACGAAGAGGAACCAGUUUCUGAGCCACUGAAGGAAGAAACUCUUGUGAAAGAAGUAGUCGAGGAUAAGCCCAUUGUUGAAGCUUCUGUUGUGGACGAAUCCAAGACCAUUACAACAGUUACGACCACGACAACAACUACCGAGAACAUUAUAGAAGUUCCUAUUUCCGAGGAACCUAAGAAGGUAGUAGAACCGGAGAAGAAACCUGAAGAACCCAAAAAACCAGCAUAUGCCGGUCUUCCCGUCGAUGACUCUUCUAGCUCGUGGAUGGAUGUCCUGGAUGAACCCAUGAACUUCUCUGACGACGAAGAGGAACCAGUUCCUGAGCAACUUAAGGAAGAAACUCCUGUGGAAGAAGUUGUUGAAGAUAAGCCAGUUGUUGAAGUUUCUGUUAACGACGAAUCCACGACCAUUACAACAGUUACCACCACAACAGUAACUACCGAAAACAUUAUUGAAGUUCCUAUUUCCGAGGAACCAAAGAAGGUAGUAGAACCGGAGAAGAAACCUGAAGAACCCAAAAAACCAGCAUAUGCCGGUCUUCCCGUCGAUGACUCUUCUAGCUCGUGGAUGGAUGUCUUGGAUGAACCCAUGAACUUCUCUGACGACGAAGAGGAACCAGUUCCUGAGCAACUUAAGGAAGAAACUCCUGUGGAAGAUGUUGUCGAGGAUAAGCCCAUUGUUGAAGCUUCUGUUGUGGACGAAUCCAAGACCAUUACAACAGUUACGACCACGACAACAACUACCGAGAACAUUAUAGAAGUUCCUAUUUCCGAGGAACCUAAGAAGGUAGUAGAACCGGAGAAGAAACCUGAAGAACCCAAAAAACCAGCAUAUGCCGGUCUUCCCGUCGAUGACUCUUCUAGCUCGUGGAUGGAUGUCCUGGAUGAACCCAUGAACUUCUCUGACGAUGAAGAGGAACCAGUUUCUGAGCCACUGAACGAAGAAACUCUUGUGAAAGAAGUAGCAGAGGAUAAGCCCAUUGUUGAAGCUUCUGUUGUGGACGAAUCCAAGACCAUUACAACAGUUACGACCACGACAACAACUACCGCGAACAUUAUUGAAGUUCCUAUUUCCGAGGAACCUAAGAAGGUAGUAGAACCGGAGGAGAAACCUGAAGAACCCAAAAAACCAGCAUAUGCCGGUCUUCCCGUCGAUGACUCUUCUAGCUCGUGGAUGGAUGUCCUGGAUGAACCCAUGAACUUCUCUGACGACGAAGAGGAACCAGUUCCUGAGCAACUUAAGGAAGAAACUCCUGUGGAAGAAGUUGUUGAAGAUAAGCCAGUUGUUGAAGUUUCUGUUAACGACGAAUCCACGACCAUUACAACAGUUACCACCACAACAGUAACUACCGAAAACAUUAUUGAAGUUCCUAUUUCCGAGGAACCAAAGAAGGUAGUAGAACCGGAGAAGAAACCUGAAGAACCCAAAAAACCAGCAUAUGCCGGUCUUCCCGUCGAUGACUCUUCUAGCUCGUGGAUGGAUGUCUUGGAUGAGCCCAUGAACUUCUCUGACGACGAAGAGGAACCAGUUUCUGAGCCACUGAAGGAAGAAACUCUUGUGAAAGAAGUAGUCGAGGAUAAGCCCAUUGUUGAAGCUUCUGUUGUGGACGAAUCCAAGACCAUUACAACAGUUACGACCACGACAAUAACUACCGAAACCAUUAGCGAACUUCCUAUUUCCGAGGAACCCAAGAAGGUAGUAGAACCGGAGAAGAAACCUGAAGAACCGAAAAAACCAGCAUAUGCCGGUCUUCCCGUCGAUGACUCUUCUAGCUCGUGGAUGGAUGUCUUGGAUGAGCCCAUGAACUUCUCUGACGACGAAGAGGAACCAGUUUCUGAGCCACUGAACGAAGAAACUCUUGUGAAAGAAGUAGUCGAGGAUAAGCCCAUUGUUGAAGCUUCUGUUGUGGACGAAUCCAAGACCAUUACAACAGUUACGACCACGACAACAACUACCGAAACCAUUAGCGAACUUCCUAUUUCCGAGGAACCCAAGAAGGUAGUAGAACCGGAGAAGAAACCUGAAGAACCGAAAAAACCAGCAUAUGCCGGUCUUCCCGUCGAUGACUCUUCUAGCUCGUGGAUGGAUGUCUUGGAUGAGCCCAUGAACUUCUCUGACGACGAAGAGGAACCAGUUUCUGAGCCACUGAACGAAGAAACUCUUGUGAAAGAAGUAGUCGAGGAUAAGCCCAUUGUUGAAGCUUCUGUUGUGGACGAAUCCAAGACCAUUACAACAGUUACGACCACGACAACAACUACCGAAACCAUUAGCGAACUUCCUAUUUCCGAGGAACCCAAGAAGGUAGUAGAACCGGAGAAGAAACCUGAAGAACCCAAAAAACCAGCAUAUGCCGGUCUUCCCGUCGAUGACUCUUCUAGCUCGUGGAUGGAUGUCUUGGAUGAGCCCAUGAACUUCUCUGACGACGAAGAGGAACCAGUUCCUGAGCAACUUAAGGAAGAAACUCCUGUGGAAGAUGUUGUCGAGGAUAAGCCAAUUGUUGAAGUUUCUGUUGUGGACGAAUCCAAGACCAUUACAACAGUUACGACCACGACAACAACUACCGAAACCAUUAGCGAACUUCCUAUUUCCGAGGAACCCAAGAAGGUAGUAGAACCGGAGAAGAAACCUGAAGAACCGAAAAAACCAGCAUAUGCCGGUCUUCCCGUCGAUGACUCUUCUAGCUCGUGGAUGGAUGUCUUGGAUGAGCCCAUGAACUUCUCUGACGACGAAGAGGAACCAGUUUCUGAGCCACUGAACGAAGAAACUCUUGUGAAAAAAGUAGUCGAGGAUAAGCCCAUUGUUGAAGCUUCUGUUGUGGACGAAUCCAAGACCAUUACAACAGUUACGACCACGACAAUAACUACCGAAACCAUUAGCGAACUUCCUAUUUCCGAGGAACCCAAGAAGGUAGUAGAACCGGAGAAGAAACCUGAAGAACCCAAAAAACCAGCAUAUGCCGGUCUUCCCGUCGAUGACUCUUCUAGCUCGUGGAUGGAUGUCUUGGAUGAGCCCAUGAACUUCUCUGACGACGAAGAGGAACCAGUUCCUGAGCAACUUAAGGAAGAAACUCCUGUGGAAGAUGUUGUCGAGGAUAAGCCAAUUGUUGAAGUUUCUGUUAACGACGAAUCCAAGACCAUUACAACAGUAACCACCACAACAGUAACUACCGAAAACAUUAUUGAAGUUCCUAUUCCCGGGGAACCCAAGAAGGUAGUAGAACCAGUGAAAUCACCUGAAGAAGAAGUCAAACCAAAGCCAUUGUCUUCUAAUAUAUGGGAACAGCAUUCGUCAUAUGCUGAUGUCUUGCGUCACACUGUGGACUUCAUAAGUUUAGAAAAGAAUAAUGUAGAAGUCCCAACUGAAUCCAAUUUAGGUAAAGUGCAAACAGUAAAACAGCCUGCUAAACUUCCAGAACCUUUGAUUAAAUCAAAGGCAAAGAAAGAAAAACCGUUAAAAAAGGAAAAGGAAGCUAAAAUUUUGACGCCUAAAGAAGAAAUUAUACCAAUCGAAAGUGAAUCAGCUAAGGAUGAAACAAAAACUUCGUGGUCAACAAUGGUCGAUAAAGAUUUUGAUGAAAACGUUCAAACAAACAUACUCAGUUCCGAUAGCACUUUGUGGUCUUCAAUUGUCCGACAAGGUGUCCAGGAACCUAUUACAAAAAUGACACAAUCUGCCGACCAUGAUGUUAAAGUGGUAGAACCUGCAUUCCAGAACUCGCAAGAAAUAAACAAAUUCAUUUCACACGAAAGGAGCUCCGAAGUGGUUGAAAAGACAAAGAAACAAAAAUCAAAGAAGGAAAAGAAACACAAUAAGAUGGAAUCAGUGGUUGAAGUGGGUUUAGAACCAUACGUUGAUGGUACUAUCAUGCGCGAUGAUCCUAAAACACAGCAAGAUGCACAAAUUCCGUCCGUUGUGGAAACUUUACCAAUUCAACCCAUGUCUUGGUCAUCUAUCGUCUCACAGAAUAUGGAUGUCACCACAAAUGUAACAGAGACUCGAAACACUGCUCAGCCUGAAGAUAAGAAAUCCUUAGAAGAAAAACCAACCAAACCAAAAGCAAAGAAGGAAAAGAAAUCUAAGGUUGUGCCAGCUUCGAAGCCCAUUGUUGAAUCUGCAGUUCCUGAGGCCGUUGUUGAACCCACUGUUGAACCCACUGUUGAAGUGAUUUUUGUUGAGGAACCAGUUGUUGAGGUGACCACAGUUGUUGAAGAAGUAACGCCCGAGCCACAACCAGAACCCACUCCAGUUAGUGAGGUGGCCCCAUCGCAACCACUAUCAUGGUCGUCUAUCGUUUCUCAAUCCACGGAAGUUACGACAAAUGUAACAGAGACUCGCUUCACGGAAGAACCUAAAGAGCAGAAACCUUUAGAAGAAAAACCAACCAAACCAAAAGCAAAGAAGGAAAAGAAAUCUAAGGCAGUGCCAGUUUCAGAGCCCAUCGUAGAGUCUCCAGUUCCUGAGGCAGUUGUUGAACCCACUGUCGAAGUGACUUUUGUUGAGGAACCAGUUGUUGAGGUGACCACAGUUGUUGAAGAAGUAACGCCGGAGCCACAACCAGAACCCACUCCAGUUAGUAAGGUGGCCCCAUCGCAACCACUAUCAUGGUCGUCUAUCGUUUCUCAAACCACGGAAGUUACGACAAAUGUAACAGAGACUCGCUUCACGGAAGAACCUGAAGAUAAGAAACCUUUAGAAGAAAAACCGAAAAAACAAAAAGCGAAGAAGGAAAAGAAAUCUAAGGUGAUUUUGGAUCCAGAGCCCAUCGUAGAGUCUGCAGUUCCUGAGGCAGUUGUUGAACCCACUGUUGAAGUGACUUUUGUUGAGGAACCAGUUGUUGAGGUGACCACAGUUGUUGAAGAAGUAUCGCCCGAGCCACAACCAGAACCCACUCCAGUUACUGAGGUGGCCCCAUCGCAACCACUAUCAUGGUCGUCUAUCGUUUCUCAAUCCACGGAAGUUACGACAAAUGUAACAGAGACUCGCUUCACGGAAGAACCUAAAGAGCAGAAACCUUUAGAAGAAAAACCGAAAAAACAAAAAGCGAAGAAGGAAAAGAAAUCUAAGGUGAUUUUGGAUCCAGAGCCCAUUGUAGAGUCUGCAGUUCCUGAGGCAGUUGUUGAUCCCACUGUUGAAGUGACUUUUGUUGAGGAACCAGUUGUUGAGGUGACCACAGUUGUUGAAGAAGUAACGCCCGAGCCACAACCAGAACCCACUCCAGUUACUGAGGUGGCCCCAUCGCAACCACUAUCAUGGUCGUCUAUCGUUUCUCAAUCCACGGAAGUUACGACAAAUGUAACAGAGACUCGCUUCACGGAAGAACCUAAAGAGCAGAAACCUUUAGAAGAAAAACCGAAAAAACAAAAAGCGAAGAAGGAAAAGAAAUCUAAGGUGAUUUUGGAUCCAGAGCCCAUUGUAGAGUCUGCAGUUCCUGAGGCAGUUGUUGAUCCCACUGUUGAAGUGACUUUUGUUGAGGAACCAGUUGUUGAGGUGACCACAGUUGUUGAAGAAGUAACGCCCGAGCCACAACCAGAACCCACUCCAGUUAGUGAGGUGUCCCCAGCCACCUCGCAGCCAAUAUCAUGGUCGUCUAUCGUUUCUCAAUCCACGGAAAUUACGACAAAUGUAACAGAGACUCGCUUCACGGAAGAACCUGAAGAAACGAAACCCUUAGAAGAAAAACCGAAAAAACAAAAAGCGAAGAAGGAAAAGAAAUCUAAGGUGGUUUUGGAUCCAGAGCCCAUUGUAGAGUCUGCAGUUCCCGAGGCCGUUGUUGAACCCACUGUUGAAGUGACUUUUGUUGAGGAACCAGUUGUUGAGGUGACCACAGUUGUUCAAGAAGUAACGCCCGAGCCAGAACCAGAACCCACUCCAGUUAGUGAGGUGGCCCCAUCGCAACCACUAUCAUGGUCAUCUAUCGUUUCUCAAUCCACGGAAGUUACGACAAAUGUAACAGAGACUCGCUUCACGGAAGAACCUGAAGAAACGAAACCCUUAGAAGAAAAACCGAAAAAACAAAAAGCGAAGAAGGAAAAGAAAUCUAAGGUGGUUUUGGAUCCAGAGCCCAUUGUAGAGUCUGCAGUUCCCGAGGCCGUUGUUGAACCCACUGUUGAAGUGACUUUUGUUGAGGAACCAGUUGUUGAGGUGACCACAGUUGUUGAAGAAGUAACGCCCGAGCCACAACCAGAACCCACUCCAGUUAGUGAGGUGGCCCCAUCGCAACCACUAUCAUGGUCAUCUAUCGUUUCUCAAUCCACGGAAGUUACGACAAAUGUAACAGAGACUCGCUUCACGGAAGAACCUGAAGAAACGAAACCCUUAGAAGAAAAACCGAAAAAACAAAAAGCGAAGAAGGAAAAGAAAUCUAAGGUGGUUUUGGAUCCAGAGCCCAUUGUAGAGUCUGCAGUUCCCGAGGCCGUUGUUGAACCCACUGUUGAAGUGACUUUUGUUGAGGAACCAGUUGUUGAGGUGACCACAGUUGUUCAAGAAGUAACGCCCGAGCCAGAACCAGAACCCACUCCAGUUAGUGAGGUGGCCCCAUCGCAACCACUAUCAUGGUCAUCUAUCGUUUCUCAAUCCACGGAAGUUACGACAAAUGUAACAGAGACUCGCUUCACGGAAGAACCUGAAGAAACGAAACCCUUAGAAGAAAAACCGAAAAAACAAAAAGCGAAGAAGGAAAAGAAAUCUAAGGUGGUUUUGGAUCCAGAGCCCAUUGUAGAGUCUGCAGUUCCCGAGGCAGUUGUUGAACCCACUGUUGAAGUGACUUUUAUUGAGGAACCAGUUGUUGAGGUGACCACAGUUGUUGAAGAAGUAACGCCCGAGCCACAACCAGAACCCACUCCAGUUAGUGAGGUGUCCCCAGCCACCUCGCAGCCAAUAUCAUGGUCGUCUAUCGUUUCUCAAUCCACGGAAAUUACGACAAAUGUAACAGAGACUCGCUUCACGGAAGAACCUGAAGAAACGAAACCCUUAGAAGAAAAACCGAAAAAACAAAAAGCGAAGAAGGAAAAGAAAUCUAAGGUGGUUUUGGAUCCAGAGCCCAUUGUAGAGUCUGCAGUUCCCGAGGCCGUUGUUGAACCCACUGUUGAAGUGACUUUUGUUGAGGAACCAGUUGUUGAGGUGACCACAGUUGUUGAAGAAGUAACGCCCGAGCCACAACCAGAACCCACUCCAGUUAGUGAGGUGGCCCCAUCGCAACCACUAUCAUGGUCAUCUAUCGUUUCUCAAUCCACGGAAGUUACGACAAAUGUAACAGAGACUCGCUUCACGGAAGAACCUGAAGAAACGAAACCCUUAGAAGAAAAACCGAAAAAACAAAAAGCGAAGAAGGAAAAGAAAUCUAAGGUGGUUUUGGAUCCAGAGCCCAUUGUAGAGUCUGCAGUUCCCGAGGCCGUUGUUGAACCCACUGUUGAAGUGACUUUUGUUGAGGAACCAGUUGUUGAGGUGACCACAGUUGUUCAAGAAGUAACGCCCGAGCCAGAACCAGAACCCACUCCAGUUAGUGAGGUGGCCCCAUCGCAACCACUAUCAUGGUCAUCUAUCGUUUCUCAAUCCACGGAAGUUACGACAAAUGUAACAGAGACUCGCUUCACGGAAGAACCUGAAGAAACGAAACCCUUAGAAGAAAAACCGAAAAAACAAAAAGCGAAGAAGGAAAAGAAAUCUAAGGUGGUUUUGGAUCCAGAGCCCAUUGUAGAGUCUGCAGUUCCCGAGGCCGUUGUUGAACCCACUGUUGAAGUGACUUUUGUUGAGGAACCAGUUGUUGAGGUGACCACAGUUGUUCAAGAAGUAACGCCCGAGCCAGAACCAGAACCCACUCCAGUUAGUGAGGUGGCCCCAUCGCAACCACUAUCAUGGUCAUCUAUCGUUUCUCAAUCCACGGAAGUUACGACAAAUGUAACAGAGACUCGCUUCACGGAAGAACCUGAAGAAACGAAACCCUUAGAAGAAAAACCGAAAAAACAAAAAGCGAAGAAGGAAAAGAAAUCUAAGGUGGUUUUGGAUCCAGAGCCCAUUGUAGAGUCUGCAGUUCCCGAGGCCGUUGUUGAACCCACUGUUGAAGUGACUUUUGUUGAGGAACCAGUUGUUGAGGUGACCACAGUUGUUCAAGAAGUAACGCCCGAGCCAGAACCAGAACCCACUCCAGUUAGUGAGGUGGCCCCAUCGCAACCACUAUCAUGGUCGUCUAUCGUUUCUCAAACCACGGAAGUUACGACAAAUGUGACAGAGACUCGCUUCACGGAAGAACCUGAAGAUAAGAAACCCUUAGAAGAAAAACCGAAAAAACAAAAAGCGAAGAAGGAAAAGAAAUCUAAGGUGGUUUUGGAUCCAGAGCCCAUUGUAGAGUCUGCAGUUCCCGAGGCCGUUGUUAAACCCACUGUUGAAGUGACUUUUGUUGAGGAACCAGUUGUUGAGGUGACCACAGUUGUUGAAGAAGUAACGCCCGAGCCACAACCAGAACCCACUCCAGUUAGUGAGGUGGCCCCAUCGCAACCACUAUCAUGGUCGUCUAUUGUCUCUCAAACUACUGAAGAUGUAGCAGAGGCUCCUAUCACUGAUGUAGCUGAAGAUCAGAAACCUUUAAUUGGAAAACCGAAAAAACUUAAGGCAAGGAAGGAAAAGAAAUCCAAGGUUCAAAGUGUUGAAGAGUCAAUUGUGGUGUCUGAUGUUCCAGUGUCCGUUGUUGAACCGAUUAUUGGAUUUACCACUGUUCAAAAGGAUGUAGCACCAAUAUCUGAAUCGCAUACGUUUUCCUGGUCGUCUAUUGUUGCUCAGUCUGUUGAGGUUCCACCAACACUUCCGCAGCAUGUGGAAUCAAAAUCGGUCGAAAUUCAAAACUUUAUCGACCAUGAGCAGAAUCACUCUACGGUUGUCAAUGAUUCAGUCAAAAAGCUGAAACCUAAAAAGGAAAAGAAAAUAGUGCAGCCUAUUCAACAGCCAACCGGUGAAAGCGUUCCUGUCCGAAAGGAUCACUUGCGAGAAGGAGUAACUAAAGCAGUUCCUGAGCCACAAACUUUGUCUUGGUCGUCAAUCGUUUCGCAUAACAUCGAUUUGACGCCAACGUUUACUGAAAAUCGUGUCAUUGAAACCGUCGAUGAGAUCAAUCCCGAUGACAGCAGUAAUCAGGAACGUGAACAUCCCACUCAUGUUGAUGAAAAGAAACAAAAGCCCAAAAACGACAAAAAACGAGAUGAUGAUAUUGAAAGUUCUGUUGUCAACGAAGAGAUUCCCGAAACUGAACGCGUAGCUGUGUCUUUAGCUCCUGAAUUCAACAUUCAGUUGCCGGCACCAACAAAACCAUCAGUAUGGUCAUCAUCAGACACCUAUGCCGAAGUUGUUAAGAAGUCUGGUUACAACAACAAUACAAACAUUAAAUAUCAGAAAAUUGAGGCAAGGGAACCCAUCAAGAGUGAACCAAAACACACUUUUGUCGAAGUACAGGCACAUGAAGAUCUUCUGGAGUUCCCGGACCCUAUCAUUCCUGCCAUUGAAGGAGAUGAAGCACUUGAGAAACCCUCUCAGCUAUCGUGGAAAGACCUUGUAGAUGAGGAUGAUGUGGAGCCGCUGGAGUCUUGGCAUAAGGAAGAAACAGAUGCUGUAGAAAUAAAGACACAAAAACCAAUACAGGAAAGACAUUCCCGAGUGAGCGUAAAGCCGAAAAUUCAAAUAACCGAGGUAGUCACUGAAACUCAACCGCAAUCCGAGACUGACCAAGAAUUCUUGGAAAUUACUUCAAAGAAACGAAAUCGCUCACGCUCACGUUCGCAACAGUCACAGGCUUCGAACUUUGAUGAAAAGCCUCGAAACAAAAAAUCAAAGAAGCCGAAAAAUAAUGUACCUAAAGCACCAGCUCAACAGCCUACGGAAGCUCCUGAGUAUGUCCAGCCACCUAAGGAAACUGUAGCAUUUGUAGAAGAACCGUCUCCACCACCAGCUCCUUCUCCUUAUACCUCUGGUAUGUCAUGGGCUGCUAUAGCCGCCCAUAAUGUGCCAGAACCAGUUCAACAUAUUCGACCCCUUCAAGUUGAGUCCAAACCAACUGUCGUUGAAGAUGUAAGGAAAUCAACAAAUGAGCACACAGUAAACAUUCCAAUCACUUUUGAAACUACUGAGCCAAAGACUAAAAAGCCAAAGCCAAAGUCUAAACGAAAGUUGCCAAGCGAUGUGGUUGAUUUCAUUAAUGCAGAAAAAUCAGUUCAUCAAGUGAUUGCUUCUAAACCUGAAUCAGUUUUAGAACCUGGAUCUGUAAUCGGUGAAGACGUCAACAAUACUUUAACGUCAAUGGAAAUAAAAACUCCACUUGCUCCCUUUGAAUUUGUGGUCGAGUCUGAAGUUGAACCAGUAUCUGAGUCACAUACGGAAGAACUCCUUGUCGAAAAGGUUUUAAAGACGGAACCAAUUGCUGAAUCUACGGCGGUGGACGAAUCCAAGACUAUUACAACAGUAACCACCACAACAACAACUACCGAAACCACUAGCGAUGUUUCUAUUCCCGAGGAACCCAAGAAGGUAGUAGAACCGGAGAAGAAACCUGAAGAACCCAAAAAACCAGCAUAUGCCGGUCUUCCCGUCGAUGACUCUUCUAGCUCGUGGAUGGAUGUCUUGGACGAACCUAUGAACUUCUCUGACGACGAAGAGGAACCAGUUCCUCAGCCACAAAAGGAAGAAACGAUCGUCGAAAAAGUAGUAGAAGUUAAGCCAAUUGUUGAUAAUUCGGUUGUGGACGAAUCCAAGACCAUUACAACAGUUACCACCACGACAACAACUACCGAAACCAUUAGCGAACUUCCUAUUUCCGAGGAACCCAAGAAGGUAGUAGAACCGGAGAAGAAACCUGAAGAACCCAAAAAACCAGCAUACGCCGGUCUUCCCGUCGAUGACUCUUCUAGCUCGUGGAUGGAUGUCUUGGAUGAGCCCAUGAACUUCUCUGACGACGAAGAGGAACCAGUUCCUGAGCAACUUAAGGAAGAAACUCCUGUGGAAGAUGUUGUCGAGGAUAAGCCAAUUGUUGAAGUUUCUGUUAACGACGAAUCCAAGACCAUUACAACAGUAACCACCACAACAGUAACUACCGAAAACAUUAUUGAAGUUCCUAUUUCCGAGGAACCACAGAAGGUAGUAGAACCGGAGAAGAAACCUGAAGAACCCAAAAAACCAGCAUACGCCGGUCUUCCCGUCGAUGACUCUUCGAACUCGUGGAUGGAUGUCUUGGAUGAGCCCAUGAACUUCUCUGACGACGAAGAGGAACCAGUUUCUGAGCCACUGAAGGAAGAAACUCUUGUGAAUGAAGUAGUCGAGGAUGAGCCCAUUGUUGAAGCUUCUGUUGUGGACGAAUCCAAGACUAUUACAACAGUUACGACUACGACAACAACUACCGAAACCAUUAGCAAACUUCCUAUUUCCGAAGAACCCAAGGUCGAACAGACAGUCAUCAAAGUUGACGAACCAAAGAAACCAGCAUAUGCCGGUCUGCCGGUUGAUGCCUCUUCAAGCUCUUGGAUGGAUGUCUUGGAUGAGCCCAUGAACUUCUCCGACAGUGAAGAAGAACCCGUACCAGAGUCACAACCUGAAGUAACACCCUUGGCACCAUUUAAGGAUGUAGCGAAAAAUAUCACGCAGAUUGUAGAUGCUGUUGAUGAGGUUCAAAAACCAGUCGAAACAGUUAAUAUAUCUAUUGACUCUGGAAAUGAUGAAGCCGAAAACACUCCCCUGGCGCCCUUCAAAGAAAUUCCUGACUCUCCUUCAGACGAUGCCUUUAUAUGUGAGACAUCCUACUGGUCAGCAACCCUCAAGCCGGGUCAAAAACCUACGGCCACAGUUGAAACAACCGAGACAAAACCAGAAGAAAGCCAACCCAUUAAAGUAAAUAUUCCAGACGAUGAAGCCAUUGACGAAGUAGCGGUAAAGUCACCCACUGAUCAGCCAACAACAUGGUCAGCAAUUGUCCAAACCGAGACAACUGUGUUCCCAACACCAGAUGUACAAAAGGACAAUGAAAGGACUCCUGAUUGGUCUACUCAUGUUGUGAGCAAAACAACCGACUUCCAGGAGCCAAAGCCUCUGAAGAAUUCGGAAAACAUAACAACAACGACAACAACAUAUGUGACCACAACGGUGACCACACAUAAGGAUACACCUAUCGUGGAGAAUGAAUCCCCACCAACAUCUUAUGUGUCCACUGUGGUAACCAGCCAUAAAAAUGAACUGGAUUUGGAACCAGAAACUUUUGAACUAACUAAGCCGGAUAACCUUAUUGAGAAUCUUCAUCGCGAGUCGUUCAAAGUGCAUCCCCAAUACGAAUUCUUGCAGGGACAAUACCAGCAACUGAAGCUGGUAAAUAUAACGAAAGAACCGUGUUUGGAGGAACCCAAAGAAGAUGUUCCUUUGGUAGAAGAUUACGUGAUAAUUGAACCCGAAACGAUACCUGAAAUCAAUUCCGAAAUCCUUGCACUUAAUCUUUAUCUUGACCAAACCUAUAUAUUGCCCAAGUCUCGUAUAGAUGUCGACAACAUUAGCCAGUUGCUCACCCUUGAAAAGUCAUCUGAUCCUAUUGUAGAAAAAGAACCCGUCCCGGUGGAAACUAAGAGUGUAGAAAUUCUUGUCGAGAAAUCCAUUGUAGAAUCGCCUAUUGAACCCAUAGCUGAUGAACCCCUGGUCAUUGAAACACCUCAAUCCCAGGCAGAACCCAGUGAACUGCUCUGGAACCUCAGUCAAGAUGAUUUCCUCAAACUUAUCAAUCACUAUAGGCAAACGGCAAGCGAUGCAUUCGCAUUGUUGCCAAGGACAACCAUAGACACGACGAAAGCUCAGGAAACUCAAGACGAUAAGCAAAAGACUGACGGCAUUACAGAAACUGUAGUGACAACCACGACGACCACGAUAACCGAUCGCGUUGUAGAAAAGACUGAACCAGAUGCAUCGUCAUCACCAAUCAUUCCUACCGCCCAGCCAUUGACGGCACCAUCGCUUGGCAACCUCGAUCAGUUGCGUCUGAAUCUAUAUCUGGACGAUUGGCAGCCAGCUAGUGUCGAUGCACAUUUGGCCGACGACUUGUUCGACGGACUGAAACGUGCUGAUGUCGUCAGUAGCGAAGCGGAACUCGACAAAGACAAGAACCAGGAGCAACAACCUGACGGCGAUUCUAAAAAGCCAGACGGUGUUACUGGAAUACCAGACAAGGACGAACAUGACAGUGACGAUGAUGACGACGACGACGACGAUGACGAAGAGGGAGGUAAGCCGACUGUGCCAGAAAUUCGCAAGCCGAACGACGACGAUGAUAAACCGAACGACAAGGAUCCUGGUAGCGGUAGUAGUGGUAAUGUGACCCCCACGCCCGAGCACGAUGCCCAGUACGGUCAGAACCGUAGCUGUUCAUCGGAGUAUAGGUCCACCGAUCUACCGGGCGGUGUGGGUCAUUGGCGUGACGACAGUACUUAUCUGGCUCUAGAAGCCGAACAGCCUCAGGUUAAACUAGAAAGUGUACCACUGGCACCCACUAUAUCGGGUGUUGAAUCUGUACUAACCGAAACUAAUACCACAUGUCCCGCCCCCGCCCACGACCCCGUCUCAGCCCCUGAAACCAGUCCCAGUACAACUACUAGUUCCCUAAACGUUGCAAACGCACUAAUCCAAUUGGCAAGCGCCACAACUCACACGCUGUCCGCCAAGGCGAACGCAGCAGCAACAGCAACACAUGCAGCAGCGCUGGCAGCAACCGGUGCUCUACUUCCGGUUGCAACGGCCGUAGUCGAUAAGCUAACAACGACAACAACAGCAGCAGCGGAGACACCAGCAGCAACAUCGGAUGUUGCUGCCGUAGAGCCCGAUGUUGCACGUGCAACACCGGCAGCAGCAACAGUAGCAGAAGCAGCAGCAGCAGAUAUACCUUCGGCAGCAACUCACACCGAAACGACAACAACUAGCAGCAGCGGUGGAGAGGAGGUGGCAUUGCCCACCGAAAAUACCGGUGUGGUGCGACGCACCACAACAACAACCACAACCGUAACGACAACAACCACAGUUGACACGCCAUCGACAACUAGCAACACAACGACAACGACAACAACCACAAGCAGCAACGAACUGCCAGAACAACGCCAGAAGGAUCUAAUUACGCAAGAGCUCGACGAACUGCUCCAAUCGCUUUCGAGCGUCGAGGAUGGCAUCGCCAACAUGAACCAGAGCAGCCUGGAUGGCAUGCUACAUGGAUUGAAGCUAAUCCAGAGCAAUCUCGAAGUACACGAAAGGGACGUCAUCGAGUUAAAGAAGCAGGCGAAGACAUUACCCACGGAUCCGGCUACCGAACGGUUGCUCAACGACACCGUGGACCGCAUCGAUUUACUACUACGCCGCACUCAGCAAGGCAUCACCAUGAUAGCGAAUGCUAUGCAUGGCCAGAAGAAGCGCCAGCAGGAGAUCGACGAGUACCAGCAACAUCUGCUGGAGCUGGAGCAAUGGAUCAUCGAGGUUUCCGCCGAGCUGGCUUCAUUUGAGCCCACCUCGGACAGCAGCACGGAUGAGCAGGUGCUCAAAUCGCAAGUGGAGAGGAGCCAGCAAUUGCUGCGCACCCUCAAGGAUCGCCAGCAGUCCAUGGAGGAUUUGGUGGAGCAGACGCGCCAACUGCAAUCCCAUCCCGAUGUUUCUCCCUUGGCUGACACGCUGAUGGAGCAGCUGCAGAGCAUCAUUACCAUUCUGCGGGAACAGGUCACAGUGGCCACCAAGCGCAUCUUUACCAUUGAAAAGCGCAUCGUGGAUUUGCGAAAGGCCAAGAGCGAUGAGGCGCAACGCCAGCGUGUGCUUGCUGAUUCACUCAUCAAGCCACCAACCGAAGCGCCAGCGAGUCCAGAGGCGCAUGAAUCCAUCGAGUCCAACGAGAACACCAUCGACUCGAGCUCCAUGCCCGAAGAGGAGAUCAAACCGACUGGAGUGUAUGUGGAGACGCAGACAUCGCUCAGCCUGCAGCAGCCGCCAGUUCAGUUGGUGACCACCACGACUGUGGAGGCGCAGACCAGCUUCAAGGAACCAGCUGUAGAAACGGCUGAGGUGGCUCUGCAAACCCAAAAGGAACGUUCGCCCACCGAAAACAUUAUGGUAACACAAACGGUGCAAGAUGGCCAGGAAACGAUCCAGAUCGACACGAGUCGCAACAAGGAAGUACCGGAUGUACCCGAAGAUGUCCAGAUUGAGGCUCGCUACCAUCAACGACCUAAGGGCGAUGUAGACCGCGCCACCGAGCUAAUCCUUAAAAAUGUACCUCAAGCAUUCGAAACCACUUUCGUGGAGCCAGAUGAGACGACCACCGAAGUGGUUGUGGGACCUGAUGGCACCAAGCACAUAGUGCUCAAGAAAGUAACCCGUACCCGCCAGCAAGUUGUACAGCAGCAGCAGAUCAGCUCAAUUGAGACUAUUAGCGAUUCGGAUGGUAACAUCGAGGUGCAUUCCACGGGUCAGAUUAAUCUGGAGAAUGUGCACACCACGGACACCAAAGCUGAUCCGGAGGAGGGCAGUGUCCACACAGUUAUCACACAGCAAACGCGUGGUGCUCUUGUGGAUUCAACGCAGCCCGAGGGUGUGAUCCUGCAGGAGUUUGAAACCGAGCCAACUAUUGAGACGUACGAAGAAGUGAUAGCCCCAGGCUCCCAGGCGCAACUGAUUCCCAUGCAGCCGGGAGAUGUGCAAACCCAAGGCACCAUCCGAGCAGUAGUUCAGCAGGUGACCCGUAAGGUGAUCCGCAAGACGCGCAAGAUAAUCAAGCGAGUGGUGAUCAUCGACGGGAAGGAGCACAUCACUGAGGAAGUGGUCGAGGAGCCAGAGGAAGUGGAGAUCACCGAGGAGGAGACAGCACCGCACAUCAACGUAAAUAUUGUGCGAACCGUUGACGGAAAGGUGGUGAGCGAGGAGGAGUUCCAGCGAAUGAUGCAGGAGCCCGGAGUUCUAAUCGAAGAAGUUGCCACGGAUCUGCACAAGCCGAGAGCAGAGCCGCAGCAAGAGGUAUUUGAUAUUGAGUCUACCCAAGUCACCACCACCACAAGAACUACAACCGCAACCACACAAGAACAAGAACAACCAGAACAACAGACACAACCAACAACAGAAACGACUAAAGAAGCACCAGUAGAGUUGCCAGCACCUCAAGUAGAUGUUGAACAACCCGUAGUAGUUGCCACUACCAGUCCCGUUCAUGUUCCAACAGCGGAUGUAGUCGAGCCCAAGGACUCCUCACCGACAUCCACUACCGCAGCUGUAGUAGAUGUCGAAGCAGUGGUUGAAGAUAUCAACGAGAUUUGGCCACUGGAACAUCACCUGAAACCCACCAACAUUGACUUCUCCCAGCACGUCGAAGAAUUGGCAGCACCAGCAGCGGCCACAGCGGAGACUGAAGCAUCCAUGCCAGUAGAGGAAAUUUGGCCGACAAGUCCAGAAACCGGAAACUCAUUGACCCUGGAGCAGUACGAGUUUGAGCCACAAUCACCUCAUGAAGAGAGCACAAAAUCUGAUCUAGUUAAGCCCCAAGAGACUGAACCGCAAGCUGUUGCUGAAACUAAGCCAGAAGCCAUUACCACUGGAAGUAUUACCAUUACCAAGACUACAACCACCAUCACAAGCUCCACAGAAGAACCGGAGGAACAACAGCCUCCUGCAAACAAAAUCAAGACUGACAUUCAAAGUUUCCUUGAAGCCGAACAGACUUUGGCUGCAGCUCUAAAGGAGCAGUCCUCAACUCCGACGGGAGCUUCAGUUGCCGAAGAUGUGCAGGCUCAGCCUGAGGAAAUUGUUCUUGAGGAGAGGACUGUUGAAAUUUCAACCAUCAAGACUGAAGAGCCAGUUACUGUGGAAGAAGUGAAAUCACUCCCUGUAGAGCCUGAACCACUUGAACCAGAGCUGGAGGAAGUGGCCAUUGCAAUUGUUGAGCAGACUGAGCAAAAGCCAGAAGAGCCCGUUCUUGAGAAACAACCAGCUCCUGGCCAAAUCGACCUGCGUGCCGCCACUCAACUCUUCAUCUCUGGAGAGGCCGCAGCUUCAACGGCUCCACAGAAAACCUUCCAGAUCACAGCACCCUCUCUGGAGGACAAUGGCGCUGGUGUGCUGAAGGUUGUCCUGGGCAAGGAAAGCACCAACGAAGAGGAUACCGCAGCUCCGACUACCGGCAAGGUUAGCAUGACCAUCAUUGAGACCGCUGCUGCUCCCGUCGCCGACGCCAAGCGGCGUCGAAAGAAAAAGAAGAGAAGAGAUACAAAGCACGAGGAGGAGCUUGAGCAAGAACAAGAAACUGAGCCGGAGCCAGUUGCCGUUAAGGAGCCUGAGGUGAGCUCUGAUGUGCCCGUUUCUCCGGAGGAUUCACCACGCGAUACCGUUCGUCAUGAGUCCAUUGUUGAGAUUAGCCCCGAUAGCGAUUUGUCCAGCAUUGAGAUUGACACGAAAGUGAAGAUUGUGGAGGAUGCCAUUGUUUCUUCACCAUCGGAGUCGCCACGAACGCCAAUGGUUGAGCUGGUUAUUCCCACUGAGGUUGUUGAGUUGGCUUUGGUCGAGGAUGAGGAACAACAGACCACACCGCGUAUUCCAUCGCCCACGGAAAAAUCGGAAGUCGAGCAGGAUAUUAAAUCCGUGCAGACUUCGCCACAACAUCAACCCAAACUGGAUGAGACUGCAGUGCAGACGAGUCUUGAGGUGCAGCCGGAUAACCAGGAGAAUGAAUCGCAAACACUGAUUGUUGAGAUAACGGAGACUGAAGCACAAACCACUCCGCGAAGCGAGGAGCAGCCGGUGGCUGUUGAGAUUUCCACCACUGAGAUUCAAACCGAUGUGAGUGGCCAGCCAGCUGAAACUGUAGAGAUUUCCAGCCAAACUACCGUGACCACCACCAUCGAAAAGGAACUGCAGACCACACCGAAGGAUUCUCCUCGAGCACCAGAGGCAGGCAGCAGUGACGUGGUGGAAUCUCUGGUGCAGGAUUUAGUUAAGGAUAUGACUACCGAUCUGCCCGUGCGUACAAGCGAACAAUCUACCGUGACAGAAACUACCACAACCACUGAGACCCAUGUGCAGACAACCACUCCGGAGCCAAGGGAACAAACUGAAGUCAUUAAACCGGAAACUGUCCAUGAAGAGACCUCAACCGUUGAACUUGUACAGUUCGCGGAUGGCGAGAUGCAAACCACGCCUGCUGGAGAUCAGCAACCCGCAUCUUUGGAUGAUAGUUCUCUGACUGCCACUUCGAUAUCCGUUUCGGAACCUUAUGAACUGGAGGUCAAGACUACGGUGGCCAUUCCCGCUGAUUCGGAUACAUCUGUGGCUGAGCCAACGGUCUAUGAAUACACACAGACCAUGCAGCUGCCGAAGCAGGAGAAGAAAUCCAAGAAGGACAAGAAAAAGAAGCAGAAGAAUGUGCCUGAAGUUGAGCAGCAGCUGCCAGAGGAUCAGCAGAUCAGUGUGACCGUUGAAAUCGCACCAGAGUUACUAUCUGAGUCCGGCAUUGUCGUAUCUACCAACCAGCAGAUUGAAGAUGUGCCACAUGUUACACCCGUGGUGGAAACUCCCAUCGAAUCCGAAGAAGUGGAAACGCCCAAAGCUCAAAGAGUGCAACUUCAAAUCACCAAGACCACUGUCUACGAUGAGUAUCCCGAUCUGCCAGUGCACAUAACUGAGCAGAACAAGGUGCUGAUUGCGUCCCAGCAGAGCAAGCGAUCCGGAGCAGGACCCACAUCCUCAGCGGUGACCAUCGAAGAGGUGGGCUCACCCACGGAGGAGCUGGUAGUGCCCAUCACCCCGGGACCGGACAAUCUGAGUGGCGAGCCCCACAACAUCUGGUUCAGUGACACCACCAGUGUGGAUAAGACACCCAUUGAGCUCUCCCAGUCCUUAAUUAUGAGCGAGAGUUUGCAGCACUAUCCAGGACAACAGCAACUGACCCAGCAGCCAAUCCUGAUUUCCACCAAGGAGGCCAUUGGCGACCGCAUCAAGCAGCUCAAGCAGGCGUCGCCCCAACAAGCCACUCCACUGAGCAAUGUGCUCCACUUGGCCACCUUAUCUGAACAGAUUAAGGAACUGCCCACCGAGCAACGCAUCUUGGAGGUCAACGAAGGUCUCAAGGAUCUUGAUGUUGCCAUUAAGAAUGGUGACAAGACUGUGAUUCAAACCACUGUGAUCACGGUUAUCGAGAAGGUGUCAACUUGGUUGGAAACCAUCGAGUAUCGCGUGUACCUCAUCAGGCAGAACUCCAAUGAGGGACCCUCCGUAGAGAAGCUGGAUAACUAUAACCAACUCAAUGACGAGCUUAGCACCAUCAAGCAAAAUGUCGUCCAACUUGAGCGACAGUUAUCCAAGACUGAGCCGGAACCAGAGUUGCUGCAAUGCGUGGAUAGCCUGAAGGAGCAUGUCGAUGCAGUGGAGCAGGUUACACAACAGAACCAGGUGCAGGACAGCAAUGAUCUGGACAAGUGGCACAGCUUCGAGGUACUUCUGUACAACGUCUCCUCCGUCUUGGCCGACCUACAGCAGAGCUACGAUCUUUUGAUCAAUCAAGAGUAUCCCUUGUCCGCUAAACUGGCCCAGUUGGAUGAGUUGGAGCAGCAGCAUGAGGCGGCGCAGCAGCAACUUGCGCAGCUCUGUCAAAACGCUCGAGCUUUCCAACGCGAUUUCCCAGGCAAGAAGAUGCCGCAGGAUGUGCACAAUGCCUUCGAGACCAGCAAGAAUAUUGCCAACAACAUUCAGGCAGAGCGGGAGCGUGUGCUUCAACUUCAAUCCCUAGCGGAGGAGUACGAGCAGACCCUCAAAGAGUUCACCAAAAUCACGGUUCUUGCCGACAAGCUGGUGGAGAGUCCAAUUGUAUCCAGUUCCCUCGAGCAGCUAAACAACGAGGUGCAGAAACAGAGGAAGUUCUUCGUAAAUCUCAGCCACUGUCGCGCCAUGCUGGAAUCCCUGGAGGAGAACAUCGAUAGUGAGACCCGCGAGAAGCACUCGGAGUUGCACAAGGAGCUCUACAACAGGGCUACCAGUCUGCUGGACAAGGCAUCGGAAAGGUCCUCCAAAUUGGUGCAAGCUGCAUCCCGUUGGACCGUGCUGGAGAAGGGCAUGCGGGAUGAACUUCAAUGGCUCCAGGUGGCUCAGCAACGAGUUCCCGACCUAUCAGCCGUAACUUCCGCAGACUACGAUCAAUACACCACCCUGUACCAAUCCCUGAGCAAUGAUAUCUCACAUCACUAUGUGAAAAUGACGCAGCUUUCGGGAAUUGCCAACAAGUUGCAGCUUUUGGUGCAAGCCCCCAAUCUCGUAGAGGAAACCAAUGAGGCGUUGAUAGUGCUACUCAAACUCCGCGAGGAGGUUGCUCUCUACCUUCACCGCCUUCUGGUCUUCAAGGAAAUCUGGGUGCAGUACGAGCAGCAAACGGAUAAGCUGGAGGCCUUUGUACGCGAAGCAGAGCAGGAAUUGAGGAACAUCCAAAUACCCUCGCAGCCCACUCACCAGCCCAUCGAGCACAUGCGUCAAUUCUGGGAGAUUAAGGCCCGUUUCGAGCUCCACAAUAAUGUGAGAACCGAUACGGGUCUAAGCUUUGAGAAAUCCCUGCAGGUCAUCCCCUUGGCCGACGAGAUGCUACAGCGGCAGUUCCAUGCCCAACUGGAGGAUCGCUGGCAGGCGGUGGCCCAGGCCAUCGAACUCAUUCAGCACAACAUUGUGGAGUGCCUGUCGUCGGAGGAUGUGCCCGCAGACGAGAAGCUCAAAAUGGUGGAGCGAGAGCUGCAGGAGAUCUACCUGACCAUGACCAGCAUGAAGGGAGUCAUCAAGAACGAGGAGGAGCUCUGUCUGUACAUCGAACGAGUCCAAGUACUCCGCACUCGCGUCGGCUUCAUUGGCAACGAGCUGGGCAGGAUUGGACUGCAAGAGCCUGCCAUUGAACCGGAAAAGGUGGGUGAGCUAUUCUCGCUCUCACACAAGAUAAGCACCCAGAUCGCCGAGGAGCUGGAGGGGGCAUCUGUGCUGCGUGACCAACUGCAGGCCAUCCAGGAGGGCAUUAGCAAUCAACGCAAACACCAGGCCAAGAUUUCGGUCAUUUUGGAUGAAUGUGAAGCCGCCGAGCGCCAGGGAGCAGAUGUCCUCGAAAAGGCCGUUGCCGAUUGCCAGGCCGCCGGCGAGGAGCUGGUGAUCAGCUGGCAGGAGAUUAUGCGAAUCCGCCAGAUGCUACACACCCUGCCCAUGCGCCUCAAGAUGUCCGUUUCACCGGUUAAGUUGGAGAGGGAUAUCUCCCAACUGCAGGACGACCACGCCUUCCUCGAGAGCAAGUGCACCAACAUUAUGGCCAUCCUGAGGAGCCGCCUAGCCGUCUGGCUGCGCUAUGAGCGUCAGCUGGAGCUGGUCCACGGAUCUGUCCAGGAAACCGACUUCAUGAUGGAACUCAUCCGGGUGCACGGUCAAGUGGACUACGAGCGCCUGCGCAAAGCCACUGAACGUUUGGAGGGACUGGCUGGCGAUCUGCAUAACCGCGAGCAACUGAUCGAUGAGCUGAAGGGCGCCGCCAAGCCGCUGAUCGAGAGCUGCGAUGUCCAGAUUGUCGAGCAGAUCGAGUCCGCUGUCCAGGAGGCGGUAGUCGCCUGGAAUGACACCAGCGAGAAUCUGCAGCAGCUGCGAACCCGCUACCAAAGAGCCGUCGAACUGUGGGACAAGUAUCGCAACGCCUCAGCGGCCGUCAAGAACUCCAUUGACCAGCAGAUGGAUGCGGUCAAGUCGCUGGAGCAGCCCCUGGAUGCCCUGCAGCACGCCAAGGUAUGCCAAGACAACCUGACCACCCAGAAUGACAGAAUCUUGGAGCUGCGCGACAUUGUGGCCAAGAUCGCCGCCGAUGUGGGCCUGGAUGCCUCGGCGCUCAUGCAAGGUGAAUUGGAUGCACUGGGUCAGCGAUUGGCCGAGUGCAAGGAUGCCAUCACCACGCUGGCCAAUGUGGCCGAGACGCAGGACAAGGAGCGCAAGGAGCUCGACAAGGAGGUGACUCUGGCCAAGGCCUACUUCAACAAUGUGCAGCAGGACAUUUCCCGAGAGGCACCGCAAAAUCCCAAGGAAAGCGAGGAGCAGCUGGCCGCUUUGCGAGCCCAUCUCCAGACUUUGGCCCGAACGGAAGAGCAGCUGCGUCAGCUGAAAGAGCGCCAUCAGAACAGCGAAGUAGCACCAUCGGUGGCCGGCAGCGAUGAUGAUGGCAUCCUGGAGGUUCUAGCCCUGUGGCAGAAGAUUUUCCAGGACACCUUCCAGGAGUACCAUCGCCUGUCCACGCGACUCGCCCGCAGCCAAAACAGCUCGGAGGCUCUGCGAUUGUGGAGGCAGUAUCUGCAGCACGUCCAGUCCUUCCUGUCCUGCGCCAUUCCCGAGGAUUACAGCAGUCUGCGAGAGCAGCAGCAGCUGUGUGCCAUCCACCAGAACUUGCUCAUCUCGCAGCAGAGUGUGCUUUCCGAGACACCACUGGAAUCGGAGCUAUCGGAGCAGUACAAGGCUCUGACCAACCUGCACAAUGAAACCCUCUCGAGGAUCAUGCAGCGCAAUGGUGAGCUGGAACGGCGGGUUAGUGGCUGGAAUGCCUACCGCCAGCAGCUGGCAGCCCUUUUGGACUGGCUGCGUCAACGGGAAGCGGAACGCAAUGCCCUUCAACUGCGCUACAUUCACCUGAAGCGAGUGCCCCACCUGAAGCACCGCCUGGAUGCCAUGAUCCAGCAGCUGGAUCAGGGAGAACAACAGAGCAAGGCUUUGCAGGAGCAGCAGCAGGAGCUGGCCAGGCAUUGUGACGACGCGCUGGCCACCGCCAUGCGAAUGGAGCAGGCCAGCAUUGGUCAGCGGAUAAGCAAUCUCCGCGCAGCCCUCAAGACCUGGCAAGGAUUCCUGCAGCGCGUUACCCAGCUAUCGGAAAGCUACGAGCAGCGAGUGAACCAGUUGCAACAGGAAUUCGGAGCCGCUCAGAAGCUUCUGGAUGCCAACAGCGAAUCCCUGCCCACUCAGCCAGCGGCAAUUGAGCAACUUCUGGGAUCCCUGCGUGCGCAAAGGGUCCAACUUGGUGCCCAAGUCUCCGCUCUGGAGAGUCUCACUGUGACCCAGGAGGAGCUCAAGGAGUGCAUCAGUCCCCACGACAUGAAGACCAUUCGCCAAAGGAACUGGUUGCUCUGGCAGCAGCACGCCGAUCUGGACUACCAGCUGGCCAACCUGAUCAACUCGAUCGAGGAGCGGCUGUCCCUACUGUCCAACUAUCAAAUCAGAUACGAUCGCAUCUCCCAGUGGCUGCACCGUUUGGAGCAGCGUGUGGAAAAGGAUGCUGAUGUCACUGCCAUGACAAAUCCCGAACAGGCAGCCAAGCAGCUGGAGCAGCAAGUGAAUUCCGAGCUGCAACUGAGGGACAAGGAACGGGAGUGGCUUCUAUCCACCAGCCGGGAACUGCUCACCCUCUACUCCGAGCCAGAAGUGCGAUCCCAGGUGCAACAACAGAGUGACUCCCUCAUCGAUCGCUGGCAGCGUCUCAAGUAUUUAGCCAAACAGAAGGCCACCAAGAUAGGAGAGCUCAAGAUGACACUUCUCCGUUUGGAGGAGCGAAUCGCCCUGAUCCGCGCCUGGCUUUUCGAAGUCGAAUCCCAACUGGACAAGCCCUUGAAUUUCGAGAGCUACACACCGAAUGUGAUCGAGGCCAAGCUGAAGGAGCAUGAGCAAAUCCAACGCUCCAUUGAGCACCACAGCAGCAAUGUGGGUGAAGUCCUAAAUCUCGUAGAGAUGCUACUCAACGAUGCGGACAGCUGGCGCACGCAGGUGAACACUUCCGGAUUAGCUGCCUCAGCUCAGAAUCUGGAGCAGCGCUGGAAGAACGUGUGCAGCCAGUCGGCGGAACGAAAGGCCCGCAUCCUGAGCAUUUGGAAUCUUCUACAGCAGCUCAUCAAGCUCACUGCAGAGCACAAAAACUGGCUGGGAAAACAAGAAAGCCAAAUUGCCGGCUUCGAAAGAGAUCAGAAGUCGCACAGCAAGCAUAAGCUGGAGGAGCGACAGAAGGAGCUGAGAGCCAAGCUGGAGGAGCUGGAUAGUCAGUCGGUGAAUCUUCGCCAGCUGGAGCAGAUCUAUGCUAAGCUGACCAUGAGCGCAGGCGUCGAGCCGGAGAACAUCCAGAAACUGACACUGCCCACCAAGGUGAUGGUGAGCAUGUGGCGCCAGUUGACUCCACGUUGUCACGCCCUAUUGGAUGCCAUCGACAAGGAUGCCAAGCUUAUGCGAGAGUUCAACAACGCCCAAUUGGAAGCCACCAACUCCCUGAAUGCCAUACAAAAGGCUUUGGAACAAUUGCCCAGCGCGGAGGACCAACAGACCUCCAAGGCGGAGCCGAAAGCGGUGCUCCAACGUCUGGAGAGCCUAGAGAAGAAGUUGCAGGACGCCCAACAGCAUGUCCAGCAGGCGGAUAACCUGGCCCAGGAGGCCAAGACCAGGACCAAGCAGCAACCCCAACUGAAGCAAUUGCUGGAACUUGUGUCUGCCUAUACCACCCUUUGGCAGACGGUCCAGACCCGCAUUGUCACCCUCAAGACCACUUGGCUGACCAGAGCAGCGCAGGCAGCCGCCUCUCUGCCGGUCAGUGAGGCAGCCAACGCUGCCGUCCAGGUAAACACCCUAUCCCAGCGGAAACUCCGCCAGGCCCAACAGAUGCAGCGGGAAACCUCCAUCACGGCCAAGGAUGCCUACAUCAUGGAACUGCAGACGGCCAUCACGGAGUGCCAGAACAAUCUGGACGAGCUGCAGCGCACGGUGGUGGACAAGACCCGCAAGCCGGGACCCCAGAAGAUCGCCAAGCUGAUGGGCAACGCCCAGUCCUCCACCGAGUUGGUGAAGCAUCUCAGCCAUCUACUGAUCACCGAGUGCAAGGCGGAUGGCCAGGCUGCCGAGGUGGACACCGUGGCAGAGCUCACGUUGCGCUUCGAUACACUGCAAUCGCAGUGGAAGGCGCGACAGCAGCACGAUCAAAAUGCAAGGUGCCACCUACCUGCAUCCUACAAGUACAACUGCAUCCACGAGGUCGGCCGGCUAACGUGUCCGCUCUGCACACAGCGAAACUGGCAGCAGAUCGACAACGAUCUGUGGCGCCUGGAGCAGUGGCUGCAGUUCGCCGAGAGCACCCAGAAGGCCCAGUCAGCUCCGCCCUCGAACAUCGAGCUGCUGGAGGACGUCACGCAGGACCAUCGCGAGUUCCUCCUGGAUCUGGAGAGUCACAAGUCCAUCAUAUCGUCGUUGAAUGUGGUCGGUGACCACUUGGCCACGCACACUUUGGAUACCGAGAAGGCGCGACAGCUGCGAUCUCGUCUAGAGGCGGACAAUGAGCGCUGGAACAAUGUGUGCAUCAAUGCCACCAAAUGGCAAGGUCUUCUCCAGACCGCCCUGAUGGGCAACAGCGAGUUCCAUCAGACCAUCGAUGAGCUGGUGGAGUGGCUGCAGCGCACCGAGCAGAACAUCAAGGCCUCCGAGCCCGUCGAUCUCACCGAGGAGCGCUCCGUUCUGGAGACCAAGUUCAAGAAGUUCAAGGAUCUGCGUGCCGAACUGGAGAGAUGCGAACCUCGGGUGGUCAGCCUGCAGGAUGCCGCCGAUCAGCUGCUCCGCUCCGUCGAGGGCUCCGAGCAGCAAUCGCAACACACCUACGAGAGAACCCUUUCCAGAUUGACCGAUCUCCGGCUGCGUCUCCAGUCCCUGCGUCGUCUAUCCGGCAUCUAUAUCGUCAAACUAGGUGCCGUCCUCGGCUACGAGGGCGACAAUCUCGGCGUGCCACUGCACAUGUUGUCUAGUGAGCUUUUGGAUAAUACUACAUUAUCAACCUCUUCCAUGCAGGCCGCCGCACCCAACACAGAAAAUGCAAACAACACCGAUGGCGGCGAUGCUGUCGAUGGCGAUGUCAUCAAUACCACGGUUCUGGCGCGCGGUGCACGAUUCCUAGGCCGCGUUGCACGUGCCUCGCUGCCCAUUCAGGCGCUCAUGUUGCUGCUUUUAGGUGUGGCCACCCUGGUGCCCCACGGUGAGGACUACACCUGUAUGUUCUCCAACACCUUCGCGCGCAGCCUGGAGCCCAUGUUGUCGUAUCCCCACGGACCGCCACCCACGUAAGGUUGUCGAGUUGCAAUUGGAUUAGUGCAAUGAAAAACGAUCAAGAACAAAGUCAAGAAACCCUAAACCCUAAGAAAGAACCCCUAAGAAAACACCCAGUUUAAAGAUGCCUUUUGAAAGCAAAAUUUGAAGUAAGAAAAAUUUAAACAAAAAAAUGUUGAAUAUCGAAAAUGGAAGAGUUGUACAUUUGUGUAGUUUAUCACAUUUUGUAAUUGUAUGUAAUUUUUAUAGUCAUUCGAUAGCUAGAGGCAUUAAUAAAACAACCAAUUUGUAUAUAACCUACAGAACCGAACAGACUCGACAAGCCGAACAUGAAACACGUAAAAGAAUUGAAUAAAAUUAAAAAUAAACAGUAUGAACUAACUAUUCAAACUAACGACACGUAACGAAAACCUUUUGUAAAACGAUAUAUACAUUAUACAUAUAUAUUUGCACAGCAAACAAUUUAUAUAUUCAUAUAUAUCCCACGUAUAUGAUCCCAAGAAAACUAUAGAGAACCCAAACAUUUUGUAUAUAAAAAUAUCUAAGCUAAAACGAAAUCAAAAUACGCACACGAACAUUUUACUCAUCGACGCACGUUUUCGCAUUUAGAGAGAUCCUGGGCAUCAGGAAAUUGCGAUCAGCAUCCUACCAAUUUCGUGGAACAUUUUUGCAGGAUAUGAUCUCAAGUUCCUGCUGCCAGUGAUGGGCUAGAAAGGCAAACGAAUCCCAAGACAAAAUCAUGACCCACAUAGACCAAUCGCUUGGAGAUCCUCAUGGCAAGCAAUGUCCCUAGUUUGCAGCGCGUCCUUCUCCCAAACUCAGGACGAUGCUGUCAACAGUGGGCAAUGACCUCCAUUUGGACUCCAGCUCAUAAAGAGCCUCCGUGUCAAAAAGGAUCACUCUACCCAAGGCCAAGAUCUCUCCCACGGCCGAGGGUUAGAUGGUAAAGCAGCCAGUGCGCCAGCCACAGGACACUGGGCUCGAAUCCAAUCCUUGAACUCCAUCCCAACACUGGGGGCUAGACAUUUCAAGCAUUCCUGAUACUCAUUUCCAAAUUACCAAUAGACAUUGACCAUCGAAGCCAGCUCUCAAAGAAAAGAAAAUGGAAAACGUGCGUGCCACGAGCAUUGAACAAAACGAAGCAAGUGUCCUAUGCCGGUGCUAAACCAACCUACAAAUUUUCUGUAUAAAGAAAAAAUGUAAAA